AUGGGACGCAACCGACGCUCCGACUAUCCCCAAACCCCGAGGGGUGUCCAGCCGAAACCCCAACAAGGACCGAUGGACGGGUUUGUGCACUCCCAGAGGGGCCCGGAUAGAGAGGCCGAAACGACCGGAUCCGCGCCGCCAUCUCUGGCCUCGACGGCCGACACUGAACCAUCGGCCUUGGACCGCAUUGGAGAAGAACUGCGCAUAAUAGCGACCUCCAUGGCCACUAAAAGCGACUUGCUAUCGCACACAACUGCCAUACAAGAUGCCCUCCGGGUGGAAAUAGCUGGAAACCGGACAGAAGUUGGCGCCCAGGCAGGCUGCAUCCAAUCCCUGGAAACAGCUCUUGAAACACAGGCAGCUAGGAUAUCCACGGCGGAUACAGCGAUCUCCAGACAAGGAGAACUAUUACUCACCAUGAGACGAACCAUCGAAGAUCUGGACAACAGGGGCCGUCGCUGUAAUAUUAGAGUACGUGGGGUCCCUGAGACAGAUGGAGGUGAAAACGUAGAGGAGCACCUCUCAGGCCUAUUCAGGAACAUAUUGCAGCAGGAGGCACCGCCGCGCUUCAAAUUUGAUAGAGCGCAUAGAGCUCUGCAACCUCGCACACCAGAAGAAGGCCCAAGAGACUUAAUCUGCUGCCUCCACUCCUAUCAACUUAAGGAGGCCAUAAUGCAUAAAGCAAGGGAAAAACCCACGUGGCCCUACAUGGGCACCCAGGUUGCUCUAUAUAACGACUUAUCCCCUAUGACGCUGGAUGCACGGAGGGCGCUCCGACCGGUGACCUCCAUCUUGCGGGAACGCGACAUCACGUAUAGAUGGGGAUUCCCGUUUGCCCUCCUUGCACGCUCUGGGGAUGGAUGGAUCUCCGCUCGCCACCCCGAUGAAGUCCCGCACCUUCUAGAGGGGCUGGGCCUGCCGCCCACACCAGUCCCUAACUGGAUACUCGACCCGCUGGGCCCGAGACCCUGACCCCAGAGGGUGCCCCGGCAGCGCAGAGGAGGAAUCCCACCGGGGCCCCCACUGAGACGGCGCCCAGACCAGGGAGACCAUGCGGAGUGAGUACACCCACCGCCCCACUGACCCCAGCCAUCCUGACUGUUGCCAUGCCGGCCCCGGGUCCUGAGCGCCCCUCUUGGGGGGACAGCCCUACUCCCUCCUGGCCCAGUGGGCCUCCAUCACCCACACUGCAACCGGAUGGGAGGGAUACUACGGGACACUUUGGGAAGGGGGAUAUGGGAGAUAACUCAGCGCCAUGAGUACCCCACUUCAAGCCUCUGUCACGUAUCUGGGAGGAUGGUGAGAAUGGGACUCCCGGAAUGAGGUAAGCCACACCACUAACCCCUUAGACUCGGGGGCACUUUGGCACAGAUAUAAGGAAGAAGGGAACUAAACACAAAGGGGACCCUGACAACAGGGAGCAACUACAUGCCCUGGCAGAUUACAGCUACCCGGUGGCCCUACUGGCACAGAUUGCAUCACCUGGCCCCACACACCCAGGGGACUGUGGGGCUAGCUCCCUUCUGCCAAUUGCAGUGACAACUACGUCAUACAGUAACUGUGGGACCUUUUUGGACUUCAGUACAAAAAUAAUUUAAGCCAUAAUGUUUUAUCAGGAUGAUGCUCCUUAUGGGAAGGAGACUGACAGACACGACUGGAAUAUAUAACUCCUUCAAACACGUAGCUGGGAGAUAGCGGGUCACGGGAUUACCACGCAAUCGGGGUAGGGGGGAGAGGAGGAGAAUCACACACACACACUACCACCAUCAUCACCACCCUUAACACACACACACCUUAACGCCACCACCACAGCCACCACGACUCUACAAAUAACUAGAACUGUGGGGAACUCCAAAUGCAGAAGGAGGAUCACCCAGCCUUCCAAGACGGACAGGACCCUUAGUUGGGGAAAGGGCAGGUAGGGACAUCACAACGACAAUACCCCAAUAUCAGACACAACUCACACCACACGCGCCCCAACUAACACACAGCUGGAUGGGACCUCCCCAUACCAGACACACCGAAUAGCCUUGCCACUCAAGAGGGAGUACAUGCACACUUCACCACCCUGAGCCCACCCACGGGCACACAUAACUCCUAGCUGGAUCACAAACGUACUGGAUAAGGGAGGUGCACCGAGCAUAGCAGUGGGGGGCAUACUCUAUGCAACCCACGUGGAAGGGAAACAUACCACACAAAUUAAGAAGGGGGGCAUUGGACUCGGGACCGGCAGCUGAACGGGAUGGGGGGUGGUAUGAGGGGGGGACAAGGGGGGAAUUGAUUUGUUGUCAUUAUGUUGGGGCCUGUUUUGUCGAGCUCUCUAAUUGUUUCUAUGUUUCGUAUGGAAUGCUUCUCUGUAUGCACGUUACAAGCACCGCAGGGCGAAAUGGAGACUGACCACACCCUACUGACACACCUAGACGAAAUACACUUGGACGGUACUUAGGCCAUGUACCUCUACCCACACUCGUGCGCUAUCUCGAACGGUGGGACUCGGGGGGGGUGGGGGGGGCUGCAUCCCAGUCUGGAUACUGGAGCAGACCCACAGAGUGCCACACCAUAGCACGGGUUUCCUCUUUUAGAGGAUAGGACACGACUGAGAGGUUUAUCCCCACACCAGUUGUGACGCCCUUACUACAGGGCACUAACCUUAGCUCUUUCUUUGUCUUCUUGCUACUUUGCUUCCCUACCUCUCCCAGUUCCCUUUGACAUUCCCAUCCCCAUCCCUUUCCCCCCCCACACACACGCACCCGUCCCCAGAUCUCCUCUGGGUCAACUUGUCGUACUGAGCUCCCGCCAUUGUGCCGCUGGGCCCGGGCCCUCGCUGGACUCCCCUAGGAUAGCGGGGUAUGAGAGACCUGGGGGGAUACCAGCGAAACAACCGCGGAGAUUAGCUGCGGACCUGAUACAACCAUGGCAUACCAACCUGAUCCUAUAUCCGUUCUCACCCUCAACUGUAGAGGCCUAAAUAUCCCGGAACGCAGAGCCCACCUACUACGCGAUCUGGGGAGGAAACACAUCACAAUAGCACUGCUCCAGGAAACACACUUCCGAACAGGAGCAAAGCUGAAACUACAGAAUAAAUCCUACCCGAAGAACUAUUUCUGCAACCACCCGACACAUCGCAAAACCGGUGUGGCCAUCCUCUUAGCUUCAAAACUAGAAUUCCAAGAGAUUGACGUAAUGCGUGACCCUCAGGGUCGAUAUCUGUUUCUGAAGGGAUAUAUACUGAGCAAAACAUAUACAAUCGCCUCCAUAUACGUACCCAAUAGAAGACCGGCACAAUUUCUCACGAGCACCCUGAUGAAACUACAAAACUUCGCAGCAGGGACCCUCAUCUUAGGAGGCGACUUCAACGUGCCCCUAGAUCCUAUUCUGGAUUCGUCGACAGGCCAUAGCAGCAUAACAUACGGUCAAUUCGAAGAAUGUCGGGUGACCUGGAUCUGGUAGAAUGCUGGAGGACCCUCAAUCUGAACACAAAAGACUACACAUGCUACUCUGCACUACACAAUCGUUACUCCCGUAUCGAUUAUAUAUUCACAAGACAAAUUGGUCUCCCACGAUUGCGCUCAGCCAAUAUAGAGCCGGCCACAUGGUCGGAUCACGGAGCGGUUCACAUCACACUGGAAUCUCCACUUUUUAGACCUGCCAGAUGGACAUAGAUAGAAAUAUCUUGAAAUUUAGAUAACGCCAGACCUGAAGGACUUAUACCUCCACAACUAUAUCCCACUCCUCAAAACACUAACAACAGACCUGGUAAAGUGGUCAUACCCACAAAUCUCCUGGCAGGGAUGCAUAGCUGUCCUCAAAAUGAACAUCCUACCACGACUCCUCUACCCCUUACAGACGCUUCCGAUCGCCAUACCACCUUCAUUUUUUACCAAACUGAAGUCAGCAGUCCUGCAAUAUGUCUGGAGAGGGGAGCGCUCAAGACUCAAACACGACACAUUAUGCUUACCCAGACACUACGGAGGGUUAGCUCUACCCGACUUCAAAAAAUAUAACCAAGCCACAGUACUGCAACGUAUACUAGACUGGCAUACAAACCCUAAGCAAAAACAAUGGAUAGCCCUGAAUGCCGAAGGGAAUAAGGCAGCCUUACACUCUACUGUAUGGGAUACAAUGAGGCACACCUUAGCGCGCGACGAGAUGAAACAGGACCGGUGGCCCAGAUGUUACACAGUUGGAGACCACUUAGAGAGCAAAAACACAUAUCACUGACUCCAAGCCCUCUACUUCCAAUUACUUAUAACCGCAAAAUAGGGGGGGGAAUCCCCACACGAACAUCGCCAUUCUUGGAGGACCACGGACAUAUCCCUAUACAUACAGCUCUUCAGAAUGGGGGGUUACAGCCAUUGGAUUCGCUACUGAGCGGCAGACCUCGCACUAUACAGAUGAUACUCCGAUAUUUACAACUGAAACAUUUUUAUGACACACUCAGCAAUAGAGAGCGCUUACACCGAGAUCUCUGCAUCCGAAGUGCCAAUUUAAAGCUGCAGAACUGCUCCAAUACAAUUUAAAGGGGCAGCAAGUCUUUUAAAAUCCAAUCUGCUAAAAUAGUCUUUAACAGGCAAUAUCUUCCAAGGGCCAUAGUCUUAAAGGGGCAUUGUUCCCAAAAGUCACAGUAUGUCCCCAGAUGGUUCUUAAAGGGCCAGCAGCAGCAUGAUAAAAUACAAUAUGCCCAAAUACUGUAUUAAAAGGGCCAAAUCUCCUAGGGGCCAUAGUCAGCAGGCAGGAGGCGGGCAAACAGGCUUCUCCAAUGCCCAGUGGCGAGGUUGGUUUCGCCACACUUUCAUUAGUCCCUAGCCUUAUCUUAUAGUUAGGAUAGCCUUAUGCCUAUCCCACACAUGCUUAAACUCCUUUACUGUGUUAACCUCUACCACUUCAGCUGGAAGGCUAUUCCAUGCAUCCACUACCCUCUCAGUAAAGUAAUACUUCCUGAUAUUAUUUUUAAACCUUUGUCCCUCUAAUUUAAGACUAUGUCCUCUGGUUGUGGUAGUUUUUCUUCUUUUAAUAUAGUCUCCUCCUUUACUGUGGUGAUUCCCUUUAUGUAUUUAAAUGUUUCUAUCAUAUCCCCCCUUUCUCGUCUUUCCUCCAAGCUAUACAUGUUAAGAUCCUUUAACCUUUCCUGGUAAGUUUUAUCCUGCAAUCCAUGAACCAGUUUAGUAGCCUUUCUCUGAACUCUCUCUAAAGUACCAAUAUCCUUCUGCAGAUAUGGUCUCCAGUACUGCGUAGUGCCCAGAGUCUGUUGUUUUUAUUGCUCGGCCUACUAGGGGAUGUUGUUAUUUCUAAUGCACUAAAUUCUUCCGUUUUAGGGUUUAUUUCUAUUUAGGGUUUAUUUCUAUUUCUAUUUCUACUUCUCUUUUUAUCUAAGGGAGAACAUGGGCUGCAGGGUCAUCCUGGAAAACCUGGUCAGAGGGGAUUCCCUGGUUCUCAAGGUGAUCAAGGACAUAUUGGGGAAAUCGGACUGAAAGGACUUCCAGUAAGUAUCUGAUUACACCAGUAUUGGUCACAAUCUGAUGUCCCUGUGUGAUUAGAGAUAAGUGACACUCACACAGAUCGUAUUACAGGGAGAAGAUGGCGAUCAAGGUCUAAUGGGUUUCUCAGGUUUCCCGGGGCCAAAGGUAAGUUUCUAAGAACCAUCGAUAGUAGUUGGUUUAACUAACAGAAAUGAUCCAAUAGUCAUUUAUUUUAGUCUCUCUCACCCUCUCAUUGCAUGACUGUGUCUCUCCAUCUCUUAUUGCAUGCCUAUCUCUCUCACUCUCUCAUUCCGUGCCUGUCUCCCUCUUUUUUGUACCUGUCUCUCGCAUUAUGUGUCUUCCUCUUUCAUUCUCGCAUUAUGUGUCUGUCUCUCACACUACUCUAACUAAACAAAUCAUCCUUAUCUGUUUCUGUCACCCUCUCAGCCUGUGCCCCUUGUCUGUCUUUCAUCUCCUAUUCCAUGUCUAUUGCACUCCUAUUCCGUGUCUUUCUCACACUCCUAUUCCAUGUCUCUCUUUCACUCAUAUUUCAGGUCUCUCUCUCACUCCUAUUUUGUGUCUCUCUCACUCCUAUUCCGUGUUUCUCUCUCACUCUUAUUCCAUGUCUCUCACUCCUAUUCUUUCUCUCUCACUCCUAUUCUGCGUCUCUCUCACUCCUAUUCUGCGUCUCUCUCACUCCUAUUCUGUGUCUCUCACUCGUACUCUGUCUCUCUCACUCAUAUUCUGUCUCUCUCACUCAUAUUCUGUCUCUCUCACAUUCCUACUCCGUGUCUCUCUCGCAUUCCUAUUCCUUUUCUCUCACUACUAUUCUGUGUCUCUCUCACUCCUAUUCCGUUUCUCUCUCACACACCUAUUCCUUGUCUCUCUCUCAUGCCUAUUCUGUGUCUCUCUCUCAUGCCUAUUCCGUGUCUCUUUCACAUUACUAUUGCGUGUUUCUCACUCUUCUUCUGUUUCUCACUCUCGUUCCUUGUCUCCUACUCUUAUGCCGUGUCUCUCAAUCUUAUUCCGUGCCUCUCACUCAUAUUCCGUGCCUCUCACUCAUAUUCCGUGUCUCUCUUGCACUCCUAUUCCGUGUCUCUCCCACACUCUUAUUCCGUGUCUCUCUCUCACUUCUAUUUUGUGUCUCUCUCACUCCUAUUCUGUGUCGCUCUCACCCUUGUUCUGUGUCUCUUACUCUUAUGCCGUGUCUCUCACUCUUAAUCCGUGCCUCUCAUAUUACAUGUCUCUCUUGCCAUUUCUAUUCCAUGUCUCUCACACUCCUAUUCCAUGUCUUUCUCAUACUCCUAUUCCAUGUCUUUCUCAUACUCCUAUUUCGUGUCUCUCUCACACUCCUAUUCUGUGUCUCUCUCACACUCCUAUUCUGUCUCUCUCACACUCCUAUUCUGUCUCUCUCUCACUCCUAAUCCGUGUCUCUCUCACACUCCUAUUCCGUAUCUCUCUCACACUCCUAUUUUGUGUCUCUCUCACUCCUAUUCUGUGUCGCUCUCACUCUUGUUCUGUGUCUCUUACUCUUGUUCUGUGUCUCUUACUCUUAUGCCAUGUCUCUGACUCUUAUCCCAUGCCUCUCACUCAUAUUACGUGUCUCUCUCGCACUCCUAUUCUGUGUCUCUCACACUCCUAUUCCGUGUCUCUCUCACACUUAUAUUGUGUGUCUUUCUCACACCCCUAUUCCGUGUUUCUCUCACACCCCUAUUCCGUGUUUCUCUCACACCCCUAUUCCGUGUUUAUCUCGCACUCCUAUUCUGUGUCUCUCUCACACUCCUAUUCUGUCUCUCUCUCUCUCACUCCUAUUCCCUGUUUCUCUCACACUCCUAUUCAGUGUCUUUCUCACAUUCCUGUUCCAUGUCUCUCUCACACUCCUAUUCCAUGUCUCUCUUUCAAUCAUAUUUCAUGUCUCUCUCACUCCUAUUUUGUGUCUCUCUCACUCCUAUUCCGUACUUCUCUCUCACUCCUAUUCUGUGUCUCUCUCACACUCUUAUUCUGUGUCUGUCUCACACUCUUAUUCUCUCUCUCUCACUCGUAUUCUGUCUCUCUCACACUCCUACUCCUUGUCUCUCUCACAUUCCUAUUCCGUGUCUCUGUCACACUCCUAUUCCGUGUCUCUCUCACACUCUUAUUCCGUGUCUCUCUCACACUCUUAUUCCGUGUCUGUCUCACACUUAUUCCACGUCUUUUUCACACACCUAUUCCAUGUCUCUCUCUCACUCCUAUCCUGUGUCUCUCUCACACUUGUUCUGUGUCUCUUACUCUUAUGCUGUGUCUCUCACUCUUAUUCCGUGUCUCUCUCUCACACCUAUUCUGUGUUUCUCUCACACUCCUAUUCUGUGUCUUUCUCUCUCACUCCUAUUCUGUCUCUCUCUUACUCUUGUUCCGUGUCUCGUACUCUUGUUCCGUGCCUCUCACUCCUAUUUUUCUCACACUCAUAUUCCAUGUCUCUCGUUCUCUAAUUCUGUGCCUCUCACUCUUAUUCCUGUCCCUCACUCUUAUCUGUAUCUCUCUCACUCCUAUUCUGUGUCACUCUAACUAUUAUUCUUUUUCUUCUUACUUUAUAUUUCCUUUAUUUUUGUUCUUUUUCUAAUAAUUUACUAUGUGAAUUUUUAGGGACCUAAUGGUGACGUGGGUGCCGUGGGCAUUCAUGGCCCAAAAGGACCAUCCGGGCAGUUUGUAAGUGAAGUUUCUUUUAUUUAUUUCAUUCAAAUCUACAUUAUGGUCCGGCAUCAGCAAUCAAUCAAUAGACUUUUUGUCUGUAUCAGUCAUCAUAGCAAUACCAACCCACAUUUCCAUAUCUAUUCUUCUUUAUAAAAAUUUUAUUGAUUUAAAAAAAAAUUCUGCCUAUGUCAAGCUCAAUAGACUGCAGAAAGAACGUGGCACUGGUUGCUGAUUACAACACAGGUUGAUGAUACAUAUAGGUGACAGGUGUUUCAGAGGGAGAAUGCAAUCUAUAUUUCUAUCACAAUUACUUGGCCAGUGGGUGGCUGACUGCCGAAUGCUCUGCUCUCCAGGCGUUCAGCAAUUCUGAAACAGACUACUUUGGCGCUGCCUCUUCUUAUGAUACAAUGCAUAUUAUUAUUAUUACUGGUAUUUAUACAGCGCCAUCUUAUUCCGUAGCUCUUUACAAUAUUAUCAAAGGGGGAGAUUUAUCAAUAAAUGAGACAAUUACAAAAACUUACAGGAACAAUAGGUUGAAGAGAGCCCUGCUCAAACGAGCUUACAGUCUAUAGGAGGUGGGGCGUAAAACACAACAGGGCAGGAGAUAGCGAUCAAACAAGGUGGAGUGAAGCAGAGCUGGAGGAGAGAAUAGAGUGCUGCCCUUUAGGAGAGAGAAAAGGACAGGUAUGUGAGGUAGAUGUUACUCUGGCCAUAAGCUUUCCUAAAGAGAUGGGUUUUGAGGCACUUUUUAAAUGAUUGAAGACUAGCGGAGAGCUUGAUGGUCGUAGGCAGGCUAUUCCAUAAGAAGGGAGCCAGUGGAGAGACCGAGAAGGGGCAUACCUGCGGAUCAGUGAAGAGAUAUAGGAGAAGCUAGAAAUGGUUAGUGCUUUAUAGGUGUGGAUUAGUACCUUGUAUUGACUCCUAUAGGAUACUGGAAGCCAAUGUAAGGACUGACAGAGGGGAGAGGUGUGAGAGGAGCGACAGGAGAGGAAAAUCAGUCUGGCGGCGGCAUUCAUUACAGACUGUAGCUGUGCAAUACGACUUGUGGGAAGACCAAUUAGGAGAGAGUUACAAUAAUCCAUGCGAGCGAUUACUAGAGCAUGGACAGGCUCCUUAGUAGUAUCUUACAUAAGAAAGGGGCGGAUGCGGGCUAUGUUUUUUUAGGUGGACCAAUGUCAUUAUGCGAAUGAAGCAGAUGUGCAUCUUUUCCACCACCCCCUUAUGGUUGUAACGCUAAGCGCUCACUCGAUUAAUAAGGUGCUCACACACUAUUAAAAGUGUUUAUGCUUUAGUCAGUGCCCUGUUGUGGGUCCUUAUUGUCCCUAUAGUGCAUCUUGUAUUCUCAGUGUUUAUAUUAGUUUUGAUUUGGCUUGUGUUCUGACUACUCUGAUAUCCUUGACCUGGCUAUUGUCUCUUGAUCUCCUGUCCUCUGGUUCCCUGGAUUGCUGGCUAUUUCCCGACUAUUUUAUCUUGGCUAUGUUAAGCCUAUUCAUGCCAACGUCCAGUACUAUGUUCUAUUUGAGUGUGGGUGACACUUUGAGUCGGGGUUUAUACUGUGACAUUUUCCCAGCGUUGCGUUUUUUUGUGGACCAAAAAAACACUUAACAUUCCCAAGGCACAGCUUGUUUUAUUCAUUGACAAAUGUUAUUUUUGCAGCUCUUACCUUAGCCUCGAUUUAAGAUUGUUGGAUAGCUUUUCAAAUGAUCAAUAUCUGUUAGAAAACAAUUUCAAAUGAUUUAUCAACAGAAGUCACCAUUAAAGUAUGCGGGAUGUUUUGUAGAUAAAUCAUUUUGAUUGUGAUCAUUUGAAAAGCUUAUAAAACAUACUAACUUGAAGUCAAAGUCGUGAUUUAAUUUGUUGGAUACGUUUUUUUAAAAUGAUUUAUAUUUAUUUUUGGAUAAACUGUUUAAAUGAUUUAGUAUUAUAAAAAUAUUUUAACUUUGUAUUAUUUAGAUUUUUUUGUAUUAUAUGUAUACAUUUGUAUGUUGUUGGUUGUUUUUUUUUUCCAUUUGUUCAUUUGUAAGUUGUACGUUUAUAUAUAUAUAUAUAUAUAUACACACACAUUUGUAUAUAUAAUGUUUUAAAAAUGUUUUAACAAGUUAAAAAAGUAAUCUACUAUGGUCCUCUGUGCACUUAAUCAAUUCAUCUUAAUGAAGUGGUUUUGGUCAAAAGAGCUUGCCCAUUUUCUUGGGCCAUGGUAACAAAGCACAUCUCUCGUGACUACUGACUGAGGCCACUAGUAGCAUUUCCUGAAUGAAGACCUUUGAUUUUUGAAGUUCUCCACUUUGACAUCAUCACACACAUCAUGAUGAUGCCGAUCAUGUCCAGUGCUUCUGAAGAAGCACUGGAUUCAGUCCUUGUCUGUGAGAAGCAUCGAUUAGGACCAAAGACAUUAGAACUGAAAACUCAAUCAUAGGCAGAGCGGCUGCAACAAGGAGACUGUCCCAAGGCUGGAUUACAGGUAUGUUGUUGUUUUUUUUUUUUUAUUACUUUUAUUUUUUUUUAAUUUUAUUUAAACAAGGGAGUCCGUAAAAUAAACUAAGAAGGAAACAGUCUAAUGUUAAAAAUUAGUAUGUUUAUUUUUAAUGUCGGAGAGUUCCUUUAAGGAUGACAUUUAACCUAUUACAACCCUAAAGACAAAGCAAUUGUGGCACAGUUUGAAGUGGUUUGUGGAUCCAGAAUCCCUCUCCCCACCUCUUUCAUCCAAACUGACCAUUUCAAUUCCUAUGCAAGAGAAAUUACAUAACUUAUUUUCCAGGCAGCGAUUACAGUGGUUUAUACAUCUUAUAUAUUAUCAAAGUGUUCCAUUAACCAUUUUUUUUUUUUUUUACUUCCUGUCCUCCCCACAUAUUUUUGCCCCUCAACCACAAUUAUUACUAUAGGAGUACACAUGUGUUGAGUAGUGGAGGCUCAUCUGAAGGGGAACUUGUGGUAGCGCCUCACCAGGUUUUGUGUGGGGAAAAGAAUAUUUGCAGUAGUUUAGAAAUACUAAGAUUCUUUUUCUGGAAGCCAAAAGAAAUAUGGGAACAAUGUGUGUCUAUUUAAUUCUGUAAUAUAUGUUUCAGUUUUGCAAGGCCUCUCCCCCCCCUCACCUCCACCCCCAAUUGGUAGCUGUUUGGAGAAGCUUACGUGAGAACAUCUAGGUAGUUUUAGUUUUUUAAAAAUGGGGCUGGUGUUCCUAUGUUUAUUCGUUAAACCUGCCCUGUUUUAGUAGGUUUUGCACAUGCCUAGUGUGCUUUAAGAAAGAAAUUCAGGAAUUUACAUUGAGCAUGUCAGCAAAAGAAACACCUGGAUAAAUAUUUUAAUACUAAAUCUAUUCAGACAUCAAGAGAUGAAUACAAGUUACGUUAUACCUCUACCAUUACUAGAGGUGCUCAGAGUGGUUGCCAUUAAUGUCCAGACACUUAGAAGAACUGCUGUGUUGCUCAGGCAAAGUUUCCUAACGUUUCCAGUGGAAUUGCUGCACAUGCUUACAUUUUUUCAGUCAGUGUAGCUGGUUUUCUGCAAUACAUAACAUCCUUUAGGGUUCCCCAUAAGUAAAAGUCGAGACGUAUUAAAUCAGGAGAGAGUGUGAGGAACUCGACUGCACCUCUUCAUCUUUCCAGUAUCCCUGCAAAUUUUCAUCCAGGUAAGCUCGCACAUCUCGGUGGUAGUGUGGUGUUGUGCCAUCUUGUUGUAAGAAAAAAAUCAUCAUUUCCAUAAAGUGCAUUAAUGGUAGGUAAAAUGGAUGUGCAUAGCAUGUCUAGAUAUACUUGACCAGUAACAGUAUCUACAAAGAAAAAUGGUCCUAUUAAACCCGUCAAUGACAAUGACAGAGAUUGAGCCCCAGUAAAUUGACCACAUGACCGUAUGGAUUUCUGGUGCCCAGUAAACACAAUUUUAUCAAUUCAAUGUCCCAGUUAAAUUUUGCUUUAACAGACCAACAAUCUUACUCACAAACUCCUCAUGCUCACGUACCACCAUGUGUUGAACCCACUGACAAUACUAGAUUCUUCGAUCAGGAUCGUCCUUGUAACAGAACUAUGCUUUUGCCCAUGCUUUUUGCCUGGACUUAGAUAACAAUGCUGCUGGAUGUAUUACACAAAAACCGAAUGGCUAUUUUCGUGGAAAUAUUCCUACUGGAGAAUACAGCUCAAAAUACCGAACAUCGGACCACCCAGGGGAACAGUUAAUUGGUAUUUUACCUCCCAGCACUUGUGGAGCCGUUCGCAUGGUUCAUACAAAUUCCUUUGUGCUCAGGUUAGAUGGCCGCCAUUUCGGGACUUUACACUUGUUCGCGGCCAUCUUACGCACGAACAGCGGUGUUUGCCUGUGAACGCAUGGAACUAAAAACGGAUACGCAAACAGGCGAACACCGCUGAGACCUCCAGGAGCUCGUAAGUUCGUGCUGGAACUACCGAACAACCGGCCGUUCGGUAGUUUUGUUUAAGCUCUCAUAGGGAUUCCAGCGAACACCAGGAUGACUGUGGAUGGCAAGGGGUUCGUGGGGUUUUAAUGCACGACCGACCGCAAGGCCAAAACUUAUGGAACUCUUUUCGGCUAGAAAACCUGUGCGGUCAGUCAAAACUUCAAAGAUCCAUAACUCCCGAACCCCUCAACCGAAUGGGCUGAAAUUUGGACAUAUUGUUCCCCUGAGUGAGAGCUAUCAAGCAGUGCUGGACUUAAAGGUGUACCCCCUGUUUUUGGGGUACAUCCAGAAUGUGGUUAAAAUUGUGUCUGUUUUAAUUAUGUUAUAUGUUAUCUGAGGGGAGGAGACGUGGGGGUUGAACCAUGUAUCUAAUUGGCUGUUGUGUUAAUUAUGUGGGUUUAGCCUUUCAGAGGGCACCAUUGCAUAAAAGGAGACCCCUGUCAAUAAAUAUCAGUUCUACUUGACCCUUCAAAACGUAGCCUUGUCUCGUUCUUGGAGGGGAUUUAUGGUACCGUUACUCUGCCUCAUUUUACAGCACUGCCGGAUUAUACACUUGGAUAUCGUGGAUGGGAAUAAGAACUCCAUUACUUCACAGCAGCUUGCCUAGAAAAGGAUGUCUCCAACGGCAGAUACCCCUCUCCAGCUGGGUAGCCGUUACAGUCCUCAUUCAUGGCAUGUAAUAAUCUUAAACUUUACGAAUGUGCCGUAUGCUUGUACUGCUAACUCCUGUCUCACAUGCACAUUGUGUGGUAGACUUCUGUAACGGACCGUUUUGCACACAAGGGGUAAAACCGUUUAGGCGAACGUCCCCUUUCAGAGAUGCAGGCACAGCUAUUGUAACACACCAAACUCACGAACCGCCAAUAAGGGAAUGCUCCAAUCUCCCGAACUGCAUACAACAUAGCACUUCAAACUCACGAACUGGAACCAUACGAAUAGCUGCUAGCAGACGAAUAGGAAAAGCAUCCAAGCGGCUUACACUCCUAGCAAUCAGUCUCUAUCAGCAUUCAGUAAAUCCCCCAAAAGACGAGACAAGGCUCCGUGUUGAGGGUCAAGCAGUGGUCUGUUUAAUGAGGGCUACCUGCCCAGUAUUUAUGCAGGUCUCCCACCUGGUGGACACUCCCCUAGGGGACCAAAUGGGAGACUGUAACAAAGGACAGACAAGUAGACAAAUAGGACACACAGUCACAUUGUAUUCCCACAAUGCAUCCUGGCUUCCUCCCCUCUGCCCUGGAGAUAAUUGAGAAGUAAUUAAAUUAUCUCCCAGGACAAAGGCAAAUCGCCAUUAUGCACGUGGGGAUACUAAAACAAGAAUUACUAUUAAAAUGCAAUAUGUGACACAAGUUACAUUAAAACCAUACAUUUAACAUGAAUCCAAGUUAGCCAAUUGUAAUAUAGGAUAUCAAAAUAUGACACCUAUAAGUUUGAACCUUGGAAUCAAAGUAAAUUAUUUCACAACACACUGCACCCCUCACACACAUACACACUACUGUCCCUAUCCCAGUAGAUUCCAGGUAAGUUAUCAAACUGUUUUUUAAAUGGUUUGACUACUUACUCUGGGAGGCACCACAGCACUCCUACAGAGAGCUGUAGUGGUUAUUGUGCCUCGAUUGUUUCUUUAAAUGAUCUGCCAGUGCCCCAACCGAGAUUAGGUUCUAGAUCCGCCACUGGUACGAGGUCUACCAGAUCUUCCAUUGUGUACCUCACACACUGUACCAUGGGUUACAAACUUAUCUCAAAUUCGUGAAAUUGUCAGGUGUAACGACAUAAACGACAACCAUGCCUUGCCCAUUUUGUCUGACUGUCCCCAGUUACAUGUUGAUGCUAGCGUCAUGCUGGUAACAGCAUCUUUUGAGAUGGGGUCUCUGAGGACCUCUUCCAAUGGCCCAAGCUGGAGCUUCGAGUCAGGCAUCGAUACCUCUGGCUGCAGUGGCGUACACAUAAUCCAUGGGGCCCCGGUGCGAAAAUUGAUCCGUGGGCCCCCCUCCACCCCCCCCCCCCCCCGUGAUUUUCACAGUGAGAGCACGCCAGCGUCCAUAGGAAAGCAUUAUGAAUGCUUUCCUAUGUAACCGGCUGAAUGCGCGCGCACGCAUACAGCCGACGGGGAGGAGGAUCGGAGGAGGAGAGCUCUCCGCCCAGCGCUGGAAAAAGGUAAGUUUUACCCCUUUUCCCCUUUCCAGAGCCGGGCGGGAGGGGGUCCCUGAGGGUGGGGGCACCCUCAGGGCACUAUAGUGCCAGGAAAACGAGUAUGUUUUCCUGGCACUAUAGUGGUCCUUUAAAGGACCACUACAGACACCCAGAUCACAUCAGCUCAAUUGAAGUUGUCUGGGUGUCAGGUCCCUCUAGUUUUAACCCUGCAGCUGAAAACAUAGCAGUUUCAGAGAAACUGCUAUGUUUCACUGAGGGUUAAUCCAGCCUCUAGUGGCUGUCUCACUGACAGCCGCUAGAGGAGCACACUGAACGUCCAUAGGAAAGCAUUGAGUAAUGCUUUCCUAUGGGCGGUUUGAAUGCGUGCGCGGUCGCAUUCGGAGCUGAGAGGCUGAGGGAUCCUCAGCGCCAAGGGAGUCCGGCGCUGGAGAAAGGUAAGUGCUGAAGACACACACACUCUCACUUACAGACGCAUACACACUAGCUAACAGACACACACAUUUACUGACAGAGACACACUCAGCGACAGACAUACAUACACACUCACUUACAAAACAUACACUCUCAUUGACAAACACACACUCACUAACAGACAUCAAACAGACUCACUAACACACACUCAGUAAGACACACACAGUAACACUCACUAACACUCACUAGCAGACACACAUUAACACUCACACUAACACUAACUAGCAGACACACACACUAACACUCACACUAACACUCACUAGCAGACACACACACACUAACACUCACUCUAACACUAACUAGCAAACACACACACUAACACUCACUAGCAAACACACACACUAACACUCACACUAACACUCACUAGCAGACACACACACUAACACUCACACUAGCAGACACACUAACACUCACACUCACACUAACUAGCAGACACACACACUAACACUCACACUAACACUCACACACACACUAACACUCACUCUCACACUAACACUAGUUUUUUUUUUUUUAUGUAAUCCCCCCAGCCUCCUUACCUUUUGGCGUGCUGGGGGGUUUCCCUGGGGUCCAGUGGUGCUGCUGGGCUCCUGGGUGGGCGGGCGGGUGGCCGGUCGGGCAGGCGGGCGCGCGAGGGAGCACUCAGUGCUUCCUCUUCAGCUCCCUCGCGCCGCGUAGGGAUGCCGGAGCCGGAAGAUGACGUCAUCUUCCGGCUCCGGUAUCAGUGCGGUGCGCGUGGGAGCUGAAGAGGAAGCACUGAGUGCUCCCUCGCGCGCCUGCCUUCCCGACCGGCCACCCGCCCGCUUGCCCGGUGACAGCAGGGCCAGCCUCGGGGGUCCUGGGGUGGUCGGCUACUGGGCCCCCCAGGGGAAGAGGCUGGCCCUGUGGCUACAUACUGGGUCACAGGGGCGGCCGGGCCCCCUGGUGGGCCGGGCCCGGUCGCAGCCGCGACCCCUGCGACCCUGGUAUGUACGCCACUGUCUGGCUGCCUAACAACCAAGGCUGCCUCCCUGCUUCAAACCCUGUCCAUCUGAGUCAUGUGAACGUGAUGACAUUGCAAUCACAUGACUCGGAAUUGGCAGAAUACAUCCCUGCCUGCAGGGGGACUGCCUGGAUUGUCAGGCAAAUCUCCUAAAAAAUAAUGAUAUAACAUAAUUAAAUAUGCAAUGAAGAGGGCGGGGCCUGACCGCAAUGGAGAGCAGACGUGCUUUGGAGGAGCUCUUCUAUGGCCCAGCAACUAAAAGCAUGAUUAAACAUAAAAUAGCUCAAGACUGGGCAAACCAAGCGAAGCCCCUUGCCUCCAACUCUCCGACUAAGCGAAGAAGCGGACAAAGACCUGUUGGGAAACAUGUAGCUCCACCUUGGCUGUUGCGGCCUGGUGCACGCUGGGCGGGGGUUGCGGCCGAACCCCUGGACCGGAGAAGCCAGAAGGAUGCCACAAGUCGGGGCCCCAUUGCUCCCCCCUUUUGGACCGGGGGGCUGAUCACGGUCCACCCCAGGAAGGUUACCCUGCUCACACAGAAGCGCGCUGGGCGACAGGGGAAAGCGGCAUAUCACCAAACAUGGCGGAUGCGGUGUGGCCUCCACGAACCAGUGCUGACCAAGACGACAUUCUCACCAGGCUAGACUGGCACUUCACGAAUUUUUGGCGGCAACUGGAACGGCGGAUGAGAUGUCCUGCCCCUCCACCAGCGAAUACUCACCGCAUACCACGAAAUUCCCCUCCCAAGCCCUCAGCUCCACCAGCGGAUAAAGUCUCUACAUGGCAGCGCAUCAAGUACCGUACUUCACCCAGAUGCAAAGCGGCACCACGGAAGCCACACAGGGGAAUACAAAUAAGGUCACAGUCGCAGCCAGAGAAGUGGAAAGGGACCCCAAAAGCGACUAAAGAAUCGACCUACCUGCACGCAAUCAGGGGCCUUGCCAUGCAGUGUGACUACUCAAAGUGGGACUGUGCUGUACCCCUGGCUGGCAUAGGCUGACCGGGGCUCCGGGACUGAGCUGUGAGUAAGGCCUUUGGCCGCUCGCUAUCACAACAUGGCGGUGCUGGGGCUUAUCAUAUGUAUACACUGUCAGAAACCCCAGUAUUAUCUACCAGGCUUAACUACCACACGCACACCUAAUGGGGGUUGCCUCCUGGGGGCAUACACUAGAACACAUCUUACUGUUUAUACUGUUUAAACCCUUACCUUAGGCCUAACAAACUAUUACUAUCAAAUGGGCAGACCACACACACCAAUCCUCAGCCCAUCCGCGAUAUACAUUAACUCUUCCAAGACAUACGACCAAUAAUUUAGUCAGUUCAAUUUCAUGCUGAUCAAAAAUGAUACACACAGCUAAUGAGGCCAUUUACGCAUAAAUGUGUCUAAGACAGGAUGUAACUUUUCAUGCAACUACCAUGUCUUAUGCCUUGUUCAGUUAAACCAUUACAGCUAAAUGUUGAAUGACCUACGGGCAGUAAAUGUUGAACCCUGUUUGUGCAUAGAAACAAAAAAAUGUGCGACUAUGCAUGCCACUGUUAAACUCUUUCAUAUGUUGAUAUGUGCUGAUACACGCUGUUGUGGCAUUUGUGGAAACUUUGUACCUACCCGCACAACAAAAAUAAAGAAUUUAAAAAAAAAAAUGCAAUGAAAAUUAUAUAUAUAUAUAUGUGUGUGUGUGUGUGUGUGUGUGUGUGUGUAACCCAGACAGAAAGUCCUGAUAAUUUAGUUUGCAAGCCCUAUAUUUACCCUAUAACGUUCCAAAAUCCCAUAAAACCUGUACAUGGUGGGUUCUGAGACUUCACUAAACACAAAUAUUAGUGUUUUAAAACAGUGAAAUGUAUGAUGACAAUUGUUCACCAAGAACUUGAUACAGAAGGUUGAUACAUAAUUUUAGUGUGUGAAAUUAACAACCAAAAAUAUACAUUAGUUAAUAUUUAUGCCCCAAACCAGGCACAAAUUCCAUUUAUUAGAAAAAUAUUUAAUAGAAUUGACCGUGUUAAAACUGGUCGAGUCAUUGUUAUGGGAGACUUUCAUUGCAUUUUAGAUGCAAAUUUGGACAGGAGUCCUAAAUUAAAAAGCAAUAACUAUAAGAAGGUAAAAACUAACGGGAACAUUUUUUCUGAAUUAGUCAAACAAAAUGAACUGUUAGAUUAUUGAAGGAUAUUCCAUGUAAAAGAGAUUUUUCAUGCUUCUCUAAAACUUUUUGCUCAUACUCUCGAAUCGAUUUAAUUUGGGGGGAUAGAAAUUUAGUGAAACAGGUUAAAAAAAAUCUUUAUAACAACCACAACGUGGUCUGAUCAUAACCCAAUUAUACUAGAAUUAAAAGAACAGUUUGAGAGACCCAGAACAGAAUGGAGAAUGAAGGAUUGGAUAAUGAGAAAUGAAAAUAACCUUAAUUAUAUUAAAGAGGUGACAGAUCUUUUUUUUCCUAGAGAAUAGAAAGAAUGAGGUCUACCCAGCAAUGACCUGGUGCACAUUUAAAUCGGUUAUAAGGGGCCACCUUAUAAGCCAAACAGCCAAAGAAUGUAAGCUCAGUGAGAAAAGGGCUAACCUGACAGAGCUAUAUAUAAAACUGGAUGACUUACUUUAUCAAAAUAAAAGAAACCCCUCACAUAGUAUUACCAAUACAAUAACAGAAGAAGAAAAAUUUAUAAAUGACCAACUGGUGGCAAAAGCCAAUAAGGCCUUAAUAGGCAUGAAACAAAAAUGGUAUUACAUGGGAAACAGAAAGAAAAAGUUAAAAAGGUUAUUACUAAAAUUGUACACAAUGGGGAAACCUUACUAAACCCAGAAAAAAUAACAGAAGCCUUUAAAAAUUAUUAUUACGAUUUAUACAACAUGUCAAGUCAAAUAAAUAAAUUAGACAUCAGAGAGUUCUUAAAAACUAUUAAAAUGCUGAAAAUCACAGAUCUACAACUACAAGAAUUGAAUAAAGUAUGCAAGGAGGAUGAAUUGAUCUUCUGUAUUAAUAAACUUAAAAAAAAAUACAUCACCAGGACCUGACGGGUUUGAUAACCUCUUCUAUAAAUUAUUGAAAAACAAUAUAAAAACAGAUUUGAUCAAAGUUUUUAACUCCUUUGGAACAACCGAAAAGAUCCCAGCAGAAUUACUGCAAGCGAAUAUAGUCCCAAUUCCUAAGCAAGAAAAAGACAUAGAAAAAAUUAAGAACUGCCGCCCAAUUUCCCUUCUAAAUACCGAUAUAAAGCUCCAUUCGGCUAUGAUAGCAGAACGUUUGAAAAGGAUUAUACCAGACGUGAUAGAUAGGGACCAGGUGGGGUUUGUCCUCUCGAUCAAUCAAUCUAAGGGGGGUUAGAAUUCCCACUCAUACAACAAUACCAUAAAGCGAGUAUCCUUUUCCAUAGUAUCAUCUCACAAUUGGCUGGGGCUAAACUAGAAAGGUGGUAUGCGGUGGAAAAGGAACUGGCAGAUGGUAGGGAUCUAGUAACACUUUUCUGGUUUACUCAAGAAGGAGAAACAAAUAAGAGCCAACCAAGUUCUGAUAGUGUGGUAAUUGAGUCCAUUAGAGGAAUGUGGAGUAAGAUAAAAAAAAAAGUGCAGGAUUUAAAAAUCACAUUAUCAAUACCCUCCCGAUCUCAAUAUUGGAAAAUAAUAUGCAAGACCUAAGACUAAAUAAUUGGAGAAGAGCAGGCAUACAAACCAUAGAAGAUAUAACAACAGGACCCAGGGUUAAUUAGUUUGAACAAAUUUGUAUUAAUUCCGGUCUCCCAGAAACUGAGAAAUUGAACUAUAUGAGGAUUAAAAGCUAUCUGAAUAAAACUCUAAAUAAAGAGAAAUGGGAAUUUAAUAAUAAAUUAGGAAACUUAUUGAAAGGAAAGGACAUGAAAAGCUUAUUAAACAAAUGUAACUCGGUAUUGAGACAACUAGAGGGUGACUUGACGUUUCUGGCAAUUAAAAAAUGGGAGAAAGAUCUAAAAAUACAAAAAAUUGAUGGACAGGACUGGAAUAGAGCAUGGCUGACAGCUGCUAGGCGCAUUAAAUGCCUAAAUUUAGUGGAGCUACAUUUUAAGAUCAUUAACAGACUCUAUUUGGUUCCUAGCCGUCAAAACAAAAACAAAAUAGACCAGAGUAAAACAGAUAUAUUCUGGAGAUGUGAAGGGGGAGUGGGAGAUUGUCUACAUAUUUGGUGGAGCUGCACCCCACUUAAGGAAUUUUGGAAAGUGUUCUUGUCUAAAAUUGAAAUGGUAACCGGAUUUAACUUUCCCCUUGCCCCGGAAAUGCUUAUAUUACAUAUAAAUAUUUAUCAGUAUAAUGUAGAUUUGCAACACUUUUUUACCCACGCAUUAAUAGCAGCAAAGAUUUCCAUAGCUAGAAGGUGGAGAAUUAAAACUCUACCAAAUUGGGACAUAGUAAAAAACCUACUAACUUCGCAACUUAGGAUGGAGGGAGCUUUGAAUAGAAAUUUGAAGAAUUUUUUUUUUAUUUCACAUAAAUAAGUGGUUAAAAAAAUUGUCGGCAGUAGAUUAAUAUACAUAGAAGAGGAAGGGAAGAGAAAAGGGAAAAAGAAAAAAGGGGAAGGGGUGAAGAGAAAAGAAAAAGGAAAAAAAAAGAGAAAAAAUGCUAGCUCAUAUAUUUGUACUAUGAAUAGCAAUGCAGAGAGACCAGGGAAGAGGGUUUCAUCAUCGUGUGUGAAUGCUGUGUUUGUCUGCUUUGUUUUAGUUUUCUCUUUGUUAAUGAGUAAUAUUAAUGUUUUUUAUAAAUUAAAGUAAUUUAAACAGGAAAAAGAGGGGAGAGAAAACAUUGAUGAUGACUAAUACACCAAUGCCUGAGAUACAGAGAGCUUGAAAGAAUAUGAGAGGCUGGUAACGUCUGAAAAGAAAAAAAAACAAACAAAAAAUAAAUAAAUAAAGAAUAUUGCACCUUUUUACAAUAUUUUAAUUUACUGAGAUUUGGGGUUUUCAUGAGCUGUAAGCCAUAAUCAUCGCACUUAUGACAAAUCACGGCUUGAACUAUCUUGCUUUGCAUGUAAUGUGUCUAUCUCAUAUAUUAGUUUCCCCUUUUACGUUGCAUUACUGAAAUAAAUGAACUUUUGCACGAAAUUAUAAUUUUUCAAGUAUCACCUGUAUGUCAGAAACAUGUAUUUUUAUGUUAUUAUAUCUUCAUAAAUAAUUAUAUUCUUUCCCUUUCAGUUCACAGGUCCUAUUUAAGACCUGUGCACUCUUAAUGAGCUGACACCAGCCUGUCAUGCUCCUGUGCCUUUGUAGGUCUUUUGGUCGGCCCCGUCUGGGGUGGGGGAUGAUUUGUAAAACCUGUAGUGUGAACUCUUCUAACGUCUCUCUCUCUCCCCCCCCCAAAACCCUGGUAGGGAGCAAGCUGGGAUGGGGAGACGCCAGGGGCAAAGCCAUGACAUACCCAUUUUUGUUUGGUUGCUUGUCUGGUGGUUUGCGUGCCUUUCUUUGUGUUGGGUAUUUGUUUGUGUCUGAUGGUGGCUGGGUUUCAGUUGUCUUGAGUUGUUGGUUCCGAUAGAGCGGGUGGUCGGAUCUGUCAUUGGACUGAGUGGGUUGGUAGGUAGGGUGGUUCUAGAUAGGUGUCGUUCCCAGUUGCAGUCCUAGGAAGUUUGUGUCCCAGAGGUCCCAGGUCCUGUGGAAGGCUUUGUAAGAGUCUUUAUUUGUGCGGAGAGUUUGUUGAGGUCCUUUGUUUCCUUCAGUUUGCAUAUGAUUGUGGUUAGUUUAGGGCUGCAUUGAUCCGCCCAUAGUUCUGCUAUCGCCCACCGCGUUGAUAGUGUUAUUCUGGCGGUGAGCUUGUUUUCGCUCCUGAUAAGGGAGUCAGAUGGUUUAAUGAGCAGCAUGGUCCAUGGGUCUGCUGUGAUGGUUUUUUCGAUGAUGGUUUCAAUGAGUUGGUGUACUUCUGUCCAUGGUGGUUUAAGCUUGGGGCAGUGCCACCAGCAAUGGAGAUAUGAGCCAGUUUCCCCGCAUUUUUUCCCCAGCAUUGUCCGUUGGUUUCCCCAUUUUAUGGAGUCGGUAUGGUGUCAGAUACCAGCGAUAUAGUGUUUUGUAGGCCUGUUCCUUGUGGGUAACGCAUACCAUCAGUGUGCGUAUCGCUUCCCAAAUAUCGGCCCAGUCAUUCGGUUCUGCUGGCGGUCCUAGGACUCGUUCCCAUGCCGUUAUAUAUGUAAGGUUUAUUUGGAAUAUGUGUGUUGUGAGUGUGAAGUAGAUGUCUAAUACCUGUCCGGGGCACUGGAGAGCAUCAAAACAUUGCUUCUCAAAUGCUGUUGGUUGUGAUGUGCCUGCUUGCUUGAUCAUGGGUUGUUGUACUAGGUCGCGUAGUUGUAUGUAGCAAAAGUAGUUCGAGGUAUCUACAUUUGAGAGGUCGUUAUAUGUGAACACGUCACCCCAUUGGCAUAGGUGUAGUAACCUUGAUAUGUCCCUGUGACGGUACCAACCCCGCCACUGGUCAUUGGAGGAGCCUGGUUGCUCGCCUGCUCCCUUUGGACUAUGGCCCCAUGUGGAAACACUUGAUUUUCCCCUGCAAAGACCCAAAAGCCAGGUCAUUCGGUACUUUCCCUAUUUGAACAGUGAUACCCCAGAUAGCGAUGCCAUGGAGCCCAUUCGUAUAACGAAAGACUAUGUGAAAGACUUUGGCUCCAUGGCAACUGAACUGUAUGUAUGUGAUCUGAGCGCCAUUCAGUAAUAAUGCACGCUCAGAUCUAAGCUAUCUGGGGAUGUGUUGAAUGUACCUGUUUUAUGCAAUUGCUGCACAGUUAUAUAUAUUUAUGUAUUUUAUUGUCUUUUGCUACCAUGUGGCUAAUGGAGUUUUGCCUCUGUCCUUGGAGAUAAUUGGAUUACUUCCCAAUUAUCUCCAGGAUAGAAGACUCUGUGGAACCGGUUUUGGGCAGAAAAGCCAUGCUUCAUUUGGUCACAAAGGACUUUGAGCUAACUUUUGACCCACUGGACCAAUUUGCAUGAUUUUGACUUAUGUUUGUAUUUGGAGUAUGCUGAUUCUAAUAAUGUAAGUUUUAUGUGAAUGAUGCAUACUUUUAAAGUUAUGAAUAUUGUGUAAAACCUUGUAUUUUCCUGCCUGUGAUAAUUACAUUAACCCAUUGUGUAAGUUAAUUGCAUCACAGGCAGAGGGAGGAUUUUGUGUGGGAGUGUCUGAGGGUUUAUUGGUUGUUUUACAAAACCCUGUGGGUGGUACUAAUGUGUAAGAAUGUGUAUAUAAGAACAAUAAACCCACAGCUCUGGCUGAUUCUGCUUGAACCUCAAAACGAAGUGUCGUCUCGUUAUUAGGGGAAUUGGAUUGUAUGCUGUUUCAGACCGAUUGCCAGGAGUGUAAACUGUUCGCAGGGUUUUUCCUAUUCGGCUGUUUACAGCAUUCACAUGUUUGAGAGCAUUCGUAUGCUUCUCCGGUUCGGUGGAUUGGUGUCUACAGUAGCUGCCUGUUUAUCUGAAAGGGGAAUAUCUCCUAAACGGCUGUUAACCCCUUAUAUGCCUGGGGGUGGCGUUACAGUCCCGUUGGUCGAAGUUGAUGAUUGGUCGAAGUUGAUGAAGUGCUUUGGGGUCAUUCCUGGUGGGAAGAUUUUGUUAUGGUAGAUUGGUGUGACCGGGGAGAGGAAGGAGGAAAGGUGGUAUUUAGGGUUUAGUUUGUCCCAAAGGGCUAGCGUAUGCGUAAUCGCUGGCGAGGUGGGUGGUGGUAGUUCUCUGUAUUUUGGUGGGACCCACAUGUAGGAAGACGGUUGCUCCAAGCCCAGAAUGUCAUGUUCGAGAUCGACUCAUUGUUUGAUACCCAGUGGUGAGUGCCAUUGUUGCAGUUGUUGCAAUUGGGCCGCGUGGUAGUAGUGCUGGAAGUUUGGCAGCCCUAGUCCGCAUUGUGGUUUUGGGACGUACAUCGUGUUUUUUUCGAUCGCCAUUCAAAUUUAUCGAUGGCCUCCUGCAGGUUUUUGAAAUCUGUGUUCAGAAUAGGGAUUGGUUGGGUCUGGAUAAGGUAUAAAACAGGCACGGCCAAAGAAGGUGGUCAAAGGCCUUCUCGGCGUCCAGGGAGAGUAUCACUGAUGGAAGUCUUUUAAUGUGGGUGUACAAUAUUGUGUUGAAGGCUCUUCUCGUGUUGUCUGCCGCCUGUCGUUUGGGAAUAAAGCCAACUUAGUCUGGAUGGAUCAAUUGUGGGAGAUAUGGGUUGAUGCGGUUGGCUAGUGCCUUGGUGAGUAUUUUCAAGUCACUGUUUAGGAGCGAGAUCGGACUGUAGUGGCCCGGGUCAAGGUGUUCUUUGCCCGGUUUCGGAAGGAGGCAGAUGUCUGCUUUGAGCAUCUCUGGUGGGAGGGGUUUGCCCUGGAGGAGUGAGUUGAAGACUUUGUAUAUAUGUGGGAUGAGCAGGUUCUGGAAGUUUUUAUAAUAAAUGGCCGUGAAGCCGUCUGGGCCUGGGCUUUUUGUGGGCUUCAACGUUUUGAGCGCCGUGGUGACCUCCUCUGUAUCGAGGGGUACUGCCAAGCGUUCUUUGAUUUAAAAUAUUUCUAAAUCAGCUGCUGAAAGCUAAAUUAACUCUAUUGUACUCGGCCAGACACAGCCAGUUUACCAGCCUCUAUAUCUAUUUAUUCCAUAUAGGAAUUGUUUUUUUGGCAGGAAUCACUGACUUACCUCAAGACUUGGGUAAAUCCCAUUUUCUGUUACUUUCUUCAUAGUUACAUGGUUACAAAGGCUGAAAAGAGACAAGUGUUCAUCAAGUUCAGCCUUCCUCACAGCUGUUUUUGCUGUUGAUCCAAAAGAAGGCGAAAAAAAACUUCCUAGUUUGCAAACAAAUAGGAAAAGAUUCCUUCUUGACCCCAGAAUGGCAGCCAGAUUUAUCCUUGGUUCAAGAAGCUAUUCUUCCAGUCUAAACACAUGACCCUGUAUAGUCCUAUGUAUAGUCCUGUUUGUGAAAAGAUUGGCCUUACCUCACUGAUACCUUACAAGUUUGAAACGAUCAUCUGGGGUUGCUGUAUCUCUCAGAGGGAACUUGCUGGCAUUUCGGAUUUGGACUGCCCUUACGGGUGGGACCAGUCUGAUAUGCUUCAGAUUUGUUCUCUCUGUAAUGGCACAAGAUGAGCUAAAACCAGCUUGAGAUCUGAGCUGGGACCCACCAAAGGGCAGGCUAAUUGAGCUGUUGUCUGUUCUCACCUCUCUUGCUACUUGUUUUUCUCUGUUUGUGAAAAGAUUUCCACACAAUGGUUUGUACUGGCCCCGGAUAUUUGUAUAAUGUUAUCAUAUCCCCUCUGAGGCAAAAUAUUUCUAAACUAGAGAGGUUUAAAUUUGUUAACCUUUCUUCAUAGCUAAAAUGUUCCAUUACUUUUAUUAAUUUUGUAACCUGCCUCUGCACUCUUUCUAGUGUCAUAAUAUCCAUAGGCGUGUGCACCCUAAAGCACAAAACGCUGUGUAUAUAUAUAUAUAUACAGGGAGUGCAGAAUUAUUAGGCAAGUUGUAUUUUUGAGGAUUAAUUUUAUUAUUGAACAACAACCAUGUUCUCAAUGAACCCAAAAAACUCAUUAAUAUCAAAGCUGAAUAUUUUUGGAAGUAGUUUUUAGUUUGUUUUUAGUUAUAGCUAUGUUAGGGGGAUAUCUGUGUGUGCAGGUGACUAUUACUGUGCAUAAUUAUUAGGCAACUUAACAAAAACAAAUAUAUACCCAUUUCAAUUAUUUAUUAUUACCAGUGAAACCAAUAUAACAUCUCAACAUUCACAAAUAUACAUUUCUGACAUUCAAAAACAAAACAAAAACAAAUCAGUGACCAAUAUAGCCACCUUUCUUUGCAAGGACACUCAAAAGCCUGCCAUCCAUGGAUUCUGUCAGUGUUUUGAUCUGUUCACCAUCAACAUUGCGUGCAGCAGCAACCACAGCCUCCCAGACACUGUUCAGAGAGGUGUACUGUUUUCCCUCCUUGUAAAUCUCACAUUUGAUGAUGGACCACAGGUUCUCAAUGGGGUUCAGAUCAGGUGAACAAGGAGGCCAUGUCAUUAGAUUUUCUUCUUUUAUACCCUUUCUUGCCAGCCACGCUGUGGAGUACUUGGACGCGUGUGAUGGAGCAUUGUCCUGCAUGAAAAUCAUGUUUUUCUUGAAGGAUGCAGACUUCUUCCUGUACCACUGCUUGAAGAAGGUGUCUUCCAGGAACUGGCAGUAGGACUGGGAGUUGAGCUUGACUCCAUCCUCAACCCGAAAAGGCCCCACAAGCUCAUCUUUGAUGAUACCAGCCCAAACCAGUACUCCACCUCCACCUUGCUGGCGUCUGAGUCGGACUGGAGCUCUCUGCCCUUUACCAAUCCAGCCACGGGCCCAUCCAUCUGGCCCAUCAAGACUCACUCUCAUUUCAUCAGUCCAUAAAACCUUAGAAAAAUCAGUCUUGAGAUAUUUCUUGGCCCAGUCUUGACGUUUCAGCUUAUGUGUCUUGUUCAGUGGUGGUCGUCUUUCAGCCUUUCUUACCUUGGCCAUGUCUCUGAGUAUUGCACACCUUGUGCUUUUGGCUCCAGUGAUGUUGCAGCUCUGAAAUAUGGCCAAACUGGUGGCAAGUGGCAUCGUGGCAGCUGCACGCUUGACUUUUCUCAGUUCAUGGGCAGUUAUUUUGCGCCUUGGUUUUUCCACACGCUUCUUGCGACCCUGUUGACUAUUUUGAAUGAAACGCUUGAUUGUUCGAUGAUCACGCUUCAGAAGCUUUGCAAUUUUAAGAGUGCUGCAUCCCUCUGCAAGAUAUCUCACUAUUUUUGACUUUUCUGAGCCUGUCAAGUCCUUCUUUUGACCCAUUUUGCCAAAGGAAAGGAAGUUGCCUAAUAAUUAUGCACACCUGAUAUAGGGUGUUGAUGUCAUUAGACCACACCCCUUCUCAUUACAGAGAUGCACAUCACCUAAUAUGCUUAUUGGUAGUAGGCUUUCGAGCCUAUAGCUUGGAGUAAGACAACAUGCAUAAAGAGGAUGAUGUGGUCAAAAUACUCAUUUGCCUAAUAAUUCUGCACUCCCUGUAUAUAUAUAUAUAUAUAUAUAUAUAUAUAUAUAUAUACACACACACACAUAUACAUACGCACACACACACUUCUGUGUGUGGGUGUAGGUGCUGUGUGUGUGUGUGUGGGCUCUGUGUGUGUGUGUGUGAGGGUGCUGUUAGUGUGUGUGUGUAUGUGUAAGGGUGCGGUGUGUGAGGGUGAUGUUAGUGUGUGUGUGUGUGAGAAAGGGUGCUGUGUGUGUAUGUGUGAGGGUGCUGUGUGUAAGGGUGCUGUUAGUGUGUGUAAGGGUGGUGUGUGUGUGUGGGUACUGUUUGUGUGUUUUGUGUGGGGGUGGGGAGGCCGUUUAGUUAAUACCCCACCCAUUUACCUCUUUAUAGGGAGCGGGGACUGUGCUGCUGCCAUCUCUGGUGGUCCAGUGGUGAGUGAACUCUAGCCCUGCAGUGGGCUAGAGUUCACUGACGCGAGAUCGAACCAUUGCCGCGGCAACGCUCCAACCUCGCGAGAGGUACCUGGCAGAGCUGCUGGCUAGAGCUCCCCGGGUCCUCUCCUGCCUCCCUUCAUGCCUGUGGGUCGGUGAGGGAGAUCUUUGAUCUCCCACCGGCCCAUGGAGGGAGGCACAUAGCGUGGGCAGUCACUCAGAUGGCCAGUACUGGGUCAAUGCUGCACAACAUGCAGCACUGACAUUUAGCCUCUCCAUGCUGUGCGUGGAGACACUGAACGUUCCCCAUAGAGAUGCAUUAAUUCAAUGCAUCUCUAUAAGGAGAUGCUGGUUGGUGCAGCAUGGUGUUUUGCCGCAUAUGUGCAAUUGCCUCCCAAUGAUUUCCUAUGAGAAAGCAUUGGAUUGGCUGAGAUAAUUCUGAUGAUCUCAAGAAUUAUCAGGGGCGGAAUAAAGGUAUGUUUUCUGUUUAGGCAGGGUUAGGGAGGCUAAAUAGUGUUUUUAACAAUAUAGGAUCAGGAAUACACAUUGAUGUUGAUUUAAAUAGAACAUUUGUCAGCCAUAAAGGAUAGUGGACAUUCUCCCUUAAGAUAAAACUAUUAAUACUAACUUCUUUGAAGUGUGUUCUAGUUUUGAUUUCUCCUUUUUCUGUGUAAAUGGUGAGAUCCAAAAACUUCACUUCUUCAGAUCUGAAACAUGCAGUGAGUUUGAUUUCCCAUUUAUUGGAUCAAGGUAUUGUAAGAAGUCUUGUAAUGCAGUUUCUUCUCCUUCUCAUAUAAAUAAGACUUCAUCAAUAUAUCUUUUGUAAAAGAUAAUGUUAUCUUUCCAAUGAUGAUCAUUCCAGAUGUAAUAAUUUUCCCAGUGACUCAUGAAAAGGUUGGAUAAAUGUGGAGCAAAUUUUGUCCCAUCAUCCUACCUUUCUUCUGUAGAUAAAAUGUCCCCAAAAAACAAAAAUAGUUGUUGACUAGGAUGAAUUUGAUACCGUUGAUCAUGAAUUCUAUUUGUUUAUUAAAAUCUCCACUCUCAUUUAGAGAAUAUCUUACAGCAUUGCAUUCUCUCUGUAACAGAUAACCUGUUCAUUUGCCUGGUCAUUGGAUUUAUUACAUUGUUACAUAGUUACAUAGUUACAUAGCUGAAAAGAGACUUGCGUCCAUCAAGUUCAGCCUACCUCACAUUUGUUUUUUGCUGUUGAACCAAAAGAAGGCAAAAAAAUCCAGUUUGAAGCGCAAAAAAAAUUCCUUCUUGACCCCAGAAUGGCAGUCAGAUUUAUCCUUGGAUCAAGCAGUUAUUACCCUACAUUGAAAGAUUAUAUCCUUGAAUAUUCUGUUCUUGCAAGUAUGCAUCUAGUAGCCGCUUGAACAUCUGUAUGGACUCUGAUAAAACCACUUCCUCAGGCAGAGAAUUCCACAUCCUGAUUGUUCUUACAGUAAAAAAACCUUUCCUUUGCCUUAGACGAAAUCUUCUUUCUUCCAGUCUAAACGCAUGGCCUCGUGUCCUAUGUAAAGUCCGGUUUGUGAAUAGAUUUCCACACAGUGGUUUGUAUUGGCCCCGAAUAUAUUUGUAUAAUGUUAUCGUAUCCCCUCUCAGGCAACAUUUUUUCUAAACUAAAUAGGUUUAAAUUUGUUAACCUUUCUUCAUAGCCGAUAUGUUCCAUUCCUUUUAUUAGUUUUGUAGCCCGCCUCUGCACUUUUUCUAGUGCCAUAAUAUCCUUCUUUAGAACAGGUGCCCAAAAAUUGCACAGCAUAUUCAAUAUGGGGUCUUACCAGUGAUUUAUAAAGAGGCAAAAUUAUAUUCUUGUCCCGAGAAUGAAUGCCCUUUUUCAUGCAUGACAAUACCUUACUGGCCUUGGCCACUGCUGAUUGACAUUGCACAUUGUUGCAUAGUUUGUUGUCGAUAACAAUUCCCAAGUCCUUUUCAUGUGUUGUUAUCCCUAAUUCGCUUCCAUUAAGGGUAUACGUUGCUUAUGUAUUCUUUACGCCGAAGUGCAUAACUUUGCAUUUUUCAACAUUAAAUUUCAUCUGCCAUUUGAGUGCCCAGUCCCCAGUCUAUCUAAAUCCCUCUGCAGCAAAGUAAUAUCUUGCUCACAUUGUAUUGUUUUACAAAGUUUUGUGUCAUCUGCAAACACUGAAACAUGACUUUCAAUGCGGUCUUCAAGAUCAUUUAUAAACGUGUUAAAUAGAAGGGGUCCCAGAACAGACCCCUGAGGGACACCACUUGCCACCUCUGUCCAGCUUGAAAAUUUACCAUUAAUGACAACUCUUUGUACUCUGUUUUUAAGCCAAUGUUCUAUUGUGUGGAACUGUAUCAAAUGCCUUGGCAAAAUCCAAAUAGAUCACAUCCACGGCAACACCCUGAUCUAUACUUCUACUUACUUCUUCGUAGAACGCAAACAAGUUAGUUUGACAUGACCUGUGCUUCAUAAAACCACGCUGAAUUUUGCUGAUAACCAUGUUCUUCACAAGGAAUUCUUGAAUAUUAUCCCUUAAUAACCUUUUAAAUAUUUUACCAGCCACAGAAGUUAAGCUCACAGGUCUAUAAUUUCCAGGCAAGGAUUUUGAACCCUUUUUGAAUAUAGGAACCACAUCUGCUUUCCUCCAAUCCUCCGGAACACUUCCUGAAAGAAAAGAAUCUUGAAAGAUUAAAAAUAGAGGUUCACUUAUUUCUACACUUAGUUCCUUAAGUACACGUGGAUGGAUACCGUCAGGCCCUGGAGCUUUGUUUAUAUUAACUUUCUUUAGUUGCUGCAGCACCUUGUUAACAAUUGAACUCGCAGUACUACCCCAAAUUUAUGAAUUUGGAAAAGAAUAGUCAUGUUAAUUCGUUCGUAUAACCGAACAAACAACCGAACAAACUGUCGCACAAGAGACCACCCAGACCAGUCGUGUUCCGCCAAUUGACUCAUUGACUCUGUGCCAAACCGCAACUUCAACAUUCUAAGUGGUUCACUGGGUGGCUGUCUUGUUUUGUCGAACGCGUAUAGCGGGAUUUGGUCAUUGAGUGUCUGGAACUGUUUUCGGGCACUCAAUCUCCUGAAUACUGCUGAGACUUCCAGGACCACUUAGAUUCAUGUCAAUUCAUCCAAAGGAGGCGACGUUCGGUAAAAGCAUUAUACGAACGAGGCUGAACACGACGAUCAAAUUCACGAACACUGAUGUGAAUGGUUAUUUGGUAUUUUUAAACAUACUAAAAGGGCCCGGCCGCACCAGCUGAAUGCAUGGAACUAUUUUGGGCAGGAGCCUCGUGUGUGGCCGGGCAGAAAUGGGACUUCCGUCUAUAUCCCGAAUGCCUGAACUGAUUUGCAUGAUUUUUUAAUAUGUUGGUCCCCUAAUUAUGCCCUAUCAAAAUAUAUAAAUUUUAUGGGACUUGUAUGUGCAGUUAUAAUAUUUCAGAAAAUGUGUAAAAGGUUCAUUUUUUCGCUUGGAGAUAAUUGAGUUGAUACAGUAAUUAACUCAAUUAUCUUCCAAGCAGAGGGGAGGAAUUUACUGUAAUGAAUGGGGGUGUUUAACUUUGUGACUGUACACUAUUGGCUGUUGAAUGUAUUUUUUGGUGCCCCACAAGGUCCACAUGGGUGGAAACCUUGUGGGAAAAGUUGCAUAAAAGGCCAGCCUGGCACAUUAAACUGUCAGAUCUGCUUAACCCUCAAUACGUAGCCUUGUCUCGUGUUUGUAGGGAAACUGCAUUCAGCUAAUCACUAGCUCUUGUAAGAGCUCUGCUAUUCUCUCUCUUCACUGGUUUGGCUGAUGGAACAUCUGGAGCAUAAUGCAGCACAGCCUCUCACAAGGGAAAAGGACGUCUCCAACGGCUUACACCCCUCUGACACACAGGGUGGCCUUUACACUCUCCUAUGUUCUAUAAUUGCAUACAAUGAGGUGACGUCUGCUACAACAAGAAAACAUUUACACCGGAUCAGGUCCAUCAGGUUUUUAAUUACACUUGUGGUAUCACAGCUUUAUAAGCAGGAAGAAAUGAUUUAUGUAUUGCAAUUGAUUUCCUGUGUGUGAAUUUAUCCCUGAAAUAAUGGGUGUUCCCAGUGGAGAUGAGAGAUUUUUACAUAUUAUAGGUAGAAAAUAAAAUACUGGAGUCCUGGGUUUGAAAUGUGGAGAAAAUUCUAUUCUGCUGUAGUGAUAAUGCCCUCUUUUUUGGCUUUCCAUAGAGAUUAUCUAGGGGAUUCUUCAUGGUUUGUAAUGGAUUUCCUUUGAAAUCCACCAGGAGAGCACUUAUUGGAGCUUUUUGAAGAUGCCUGAGACUAAGGGGAACAAAUGCUACCUAAGAGCCAGCCAGUGAACCCCAUAUUGCAAACGCAGAGCUCCCGAAAGUUGACCGGCCAAAGCAGCAAAUGCCCUGGAACUGUUUUGGGCAUAGGACCAGGUGUUUCGGGCGGUCAGAACUUUAACACAGUGGCAUUUCCUCUACACUGCAUGGAUCUGAGUGCUAUUUAGAGAACUUGGGUGCUAAGAUCAGGACUAUUUAAUUAUGUAUUAUUUAUGUUUUUAUUGUGUUUUGGGGUAUUUUUAUGUUUUAUAUUUUUAUGUUUGCCUCUCUGUUCCUGGGAGAUAAUUAGCUUACCGGUCUUUAACGCAAUUAUCUCCCAGGCACUAAGAUCUUUGGGAGGGGCUUGCAUAGUAUUGUGUGGAGACCCUUUGCUGGGAGUUGUGUAUAAAAGCAGGAAACGUAGCAAUAAUAAACCAGUUCUUUUCACCCUUCACUGAGUCUGGGCUAGUGUUUGGGUGGAUCAGCUAUACUCUCUGCAGGAGAGCUUAAUCACUUGAAGCUGUACCCGAGACACAGCGGAAAGUGACAGAGAGACCCCAGCCAAGCUGUGUUUGCUAGGGACUGAAGUACUCGUGUCCCAGAGGAGAGCUAGUAAGCGAGCUUGAUGGAGGUACCCGUGGUGCCAGGUGGUCCGUUACAAUAGCCUUAUGCCAAUGCCUAGGGAGUUUAAGCCUUAUGCUUAAACUCCCUCACUGUGUUAACCUCUACAACUUCAGCCGGAAGGCUAUUCCAUGCAUCCACUACCCUCUCAGUAAAGUAAUACUUCCUGAUAUUAUUUUUAAACCUUUGUCCCUCUAAUUUAAGACUAUGUCCUCUUGUUGUGGUAGUUUUUCUUCUUUUAAAUAUAGUCUCCUCCUUUACUGUGUUGAUUCCCUUUAUACAUUUAAUUGUUUCGAUCAUAUCCCCCCCAUCAUCCCAUUUGUUAACACUAAAUCUAGUAUGGCCUCAUUGUUUUAGAGACAAUCCCAGUAGGGAGUUUAGAAUAUGUGUGCUCCUGGCACAAACAGCUAUUUUUGUUUUCCAAUUCAUAUCAGGAAGAUUAAAGUCACCCAUUGUGGCAAAACUAGCCACUUAAGAAAUGUAUGUGGGUAAAAUGUUUAAUUUUUCGUUUAUUUUCCCUUUUAUUACAUGUAUAUGUAUAGGGAAUGCCGCCAGCGUUCUGCUUGGAGUUCCACGAACAGUGAUUUUCAAACACUGUUCGUGAAACGAACAAACUGCCGAAUGGGAGACCACACAACAGGGGUCGUGUGUCUCCCAUUAACUACUGCAACAAUGUAUCUCCAGUUUAUUAAUGGUUUCGUGGGUGGCUGCCGUUUGUAUACCGAACACGUGGCGGCGCCCAUCUUUGUUCACGAAAGCACAGCGGUAUUUGGUCGUUGAGUGCCUGGUAAUAAAAUCGGCUACUCGACUUACCGAACACCGCUGGACUUCCAGGCCGUUCGUGCAAAUUCGACUAAUUCCGCUCACUAUUUUACAAGUUAUGGAUUUUAAUGUACAAUUGUAUGUUUUACUGUACGGAGAGAUAAUGUGAUUAUCAGUACAUUCUUACACAAUUAUCUCUCCUGUACAGCAUGGCCUGAUGGGAAACGACCUUGCAGGGUCAGUUUCCCACACAGUCCCCUUGAGUUUGUAAACCCCUUGCAUGGGGAACUGCAUAAAUACCGUGACCUGUGAACAGGGCCGGACUGGGAAAAAAAUUAGGCCCGGGCAUUUUUCAAUGAGAGCGGCCCCCUAAGAAGGGGGCGGGGCCAGAGAGUGUGUGUUUUGUCAUCACUAAUGACAAGCACACCCCCUCUCAAAGUGAGCAUGUUGGUUCAAUGCCCAGAGCCCUGCUGAAGAGCUUUGGCAUUAGAAAAAGGCCCUGUAUUUGCUCUGCGCAGCGCAAGCAAAUUUAUUAACAUGCUUGCGCUGUGUUUGCUUUUAAAUUGUCUCUGGUGUCUCCACAAGUGGGAUACCAGAGGACAAAAGGGCCAGGAAAGUGUACGGUGCAUAUGUUUGGAGCCUGCUUGUGGGAUUGCGUCUGUGAAGAGUGUGGUGUGGUAUUGUGUAAAUAGGUCAAUUUAAUUUGUGUUUGUGGUGUAAUAUGUGUGGCUAGGGGCUGUAGAGAGUGUGUGUAUAGGGGGCAUAGUUUUAUAGGGGAUGCAGCGAGUGUGUGCAUACGGGCUGAAGUGUGUGUGUUUAGUGUGUGUAGGGGUUGUAGAGAGGGUGUGUUUAGAGAAUGUUGUAUGUGUUUGCUGACAAGGAAUGUAGUGUGUGUGUGUAGGAGAUCUACUGUGUAAAGGACCCAGUGUGUGUGUGUGUGUGUGUGUGUGUAGAGGAUUAAGAGUGCAUAUAGGGUAAGGGAUCUAGUGUGUAUCUGGAGCGUAAUGUGUGUAGUGGUGCAGUGUGAGGGGUGCUGUAGUGUGGUGUGUGUGUGUGUGUAUGUAUAUAUAUAUAUAUAUAUAUUUGGACUUAUUGUAUGUGUGAGGGGCGCAGUGUGUGUAUGUAAGAGGGGUGCUGUGUGUGAGGGUGUUUUUAUCUGCUGUCACAUUCUAGGUUUCUAAUUUUCUUUGUCUGUUAACUCACUGAGGGUUAUUUUAUAUAUAUGUGUGUGCUGUAUAUGUGUGGGAGUGUGCUGUGUGUGUCUGGGGGUGCUGUGUGUGUCUGGGGGUGCAGUGUGAGUGUGGGUGCUGUGUCUGGGUGCGCUGUGUGUGUCUGGGUGCCAGUGUGUGUCUGGGUGCUGUGUGUGUCUGGGAAGCGUGUGUCUGGGGGGUGCUGUGUGUUUAGGUGCUGUGUGUAAAUUGGGGUGCUGUGUGUGUGUCUGGGUGCUGUGUGUGUCUGGGGGGUGCUGUGUCUGUCUGGGGUGCUGUGUGUGUGUCUGGGGGUGCUGUGUGUGUCUGGGGGUGCUGUGUGUCUGGGGGUGCUGUGUGGGUGCUGUGUGUGUGUCUGGUGGGUGCUGUGUCUGGGGUGCUGUGUGUUUCUGGGGGUGCCAGGUGUUUCUGGGGGUGCUGUGUGUUUCUGGGUGCUGUGUCUGGGUGCUGUGUGUGCUGGUGGUGCUGUGUGUGUCUGGUGGGUGCUGUGUGUGUGUCUGGGGGUGCUGUGUGUGUCGGGGGUGCUGUGUGUGUCUGGGGGUGCUGUGUCUGGGUGCUGUGUGUCUGGUGGAAGCAACGUCUGGGGGUGCUGUGUGUCUGGGGGUGCUGUGUUUCUGGGGUGCUGUGUCUGGGUGCUGUGUGUGUCUGGUGGGUGCUGUGUCUGGGGUGCUGUGUUUGUCUGGUGGGUGCUGUGUCUGGGGUGCUGUGUGUGUCUGGGGGGUGCUGUGUGUGUCUGGUGGGUGCUGUGUCUGGGGGUGCUGUGUGUGUGAGUGAAUGUAUUUUUUAUUAAAAUUUUAAUAUUUUUUUUUUAUUAAUAAAAAAAAAAAAUUAUAUCCCCUCCCCCCCCUUCUUACCUUUAGCCUGGGGGGGGGAGGAGAUCCAUUCUGCCUGGGGGGUGGGGAGCCAUGCUGCCUUCCCUGGGGGUCCAGUGGUGAGAGUGAACUCUAACCCGUGAGUUCACUCUCGCGAGAUCUGAGCGUUGCCGCGGCAACGCUCAGAAUCCCGAGAGAGGACCGGGCGGAGCUGCUUGUUAGAGCUCCGCCGGCCCUCUCUCCUCCCUCCUGCCCUCCCCAGCCGGCGGCCGCAUUUCCACGGAGGCACACAGCAGGGCUGGCGCUCGGAUUUGCCCGGUAUGCCCGAUGGCCAGUCCAGGCCUGCCUGUGAAUAAAAGCUCAGUUGACAUCCAAGCUAUGUGUCGUCUAGUUCUUGGGAGAAAGGGAUUGUUAUUACGCUACCUGUGUUUUACCUGCUUAUCCUGACUGUCAGUGGAGACUUCGUGGAUUAUCCCCUACUACUCCGCUACACCCACGAUGAUAAUUUCCCCCUUUAUUGUCAUUUUAGCUAUUUCCUCAACUAGUAGAUUAUAUAAUUCUUCUAUUUGUCCUGGGGGCCUAUAAAUCACACCUACAUGAGUUACUGUGUGAUUACCAAAUUCUAACGUAGCCCAAACGGACUCUAUGUUUGCCUCACUAACUUUUAUUAGGCUAGAUUUUAUGAUAUCCUUCACAUACAAGGCCACCCCUCCCCCUUUCUUGCCUUCCCUAUCUUUCCUAUAUAAAGAGUACCCUGGUAUUGCUAUGUCCCAGUCAUUUUUCUCAUUGUACCAUGUCUCCGUAACAGCGACUAAAUCUACAUUAUCAGUUGCCAUUAUUGCCACAAGUUCAUGGAUCUUAUUCCCUAAACUGCGAGCAUUUGUAGACAUGACUCUAAGCUUAGCAUUUUUUAACAGUCUUAUCUAGUAGUUAGACAAAUACUGAACUGAAUAUCAGAAAAACAGGGCACCACAAUCACUUAAAAAAUCUUUAAAAUUAACUCUGGAGAUUCCUAUAAAAGGAAACAAUCAGUAGAGAUAAAAUAUUCACUUUAUUAUAAAUAAAAUCAUAAGCAAUAGCACAUAACUUAAUAACAAAUUUGCAAAAUAUAUAAAAGUAUAUAAAACAGCCACACUUGGCCAAGAACCCUUAGUAUCAUGUUUAAACCAACAUGAUACUUGAAUGGAAAUAAUAGGGCAUGUGCUAAAGUGCUUCCACCACUCCACCACAGGCUACAGACCCACAAUACACAAAAAAUACUAUGAUGGUAAAAAUAAACAGUAUACAUGUAAAAAAGACUGCUCUACCAAAAUACAGGGUUUUUGCUGGUGCUCAACCCCUCUUGUCAGUAUUCCAUACAGAACUCCGGUGUCCCCGGGAUGCUUCCCCACUUGCUAGGAAGCCAUCCCACUGCACGCUUCAAAGCUACCGCUUCAACCACUAGCCGCCGCAGUCUCGCCAUUGCUUCCCACCUUGGACCAGGGUCAUGGGUCCAAAAGGAACUGACAUACAAAACUUUAUUUUUCUUGGGACUAGCCCAAGCACAAUUAUUACAUCAGGAGUAUUACAUCAAGAUUGCUGUGACAAUUCAAUAAAAAUACAAACAGUCAAAUCACAUUAGACAACAUACAAGAACUUGUAAUAACGUAAUGACAUAUUUAUAAAGGGGUGGGAAAGACAACAAUUAACAUAAAACAUAUCUCCUGUCUGCAGAAAUAGCAAUAUGCAAAUCACCUGAAUAUGCAAAUUAACCAGCCUUGCUAUUCAGGUAGUGCAUAUUGCUGUUGCUACCAACAGAGGGCACUAGACAAGCUCCAUAGCCGAAUCCGCCUAGUUGGUAGCAAUCCUCAGCAGUACAGGAGAGCAGGCAAUACACUACACAGUACACACACACACGUUAUAAAAAAUUGCAUUACACACACCCUGCACCUAUAAUGGGUACAGGCUGACUAAAACAUAAGAAAUGUCCAACAACCUACAUAAAUAGUCUGUCUGUAGGUCCAGGUGAUGGUGAUUACCGUCACAGGAGAAAAAUGACAGAUUUGAUUUUAUUGUUUUUAAACACCUAAUCUAGGCAAAAUAAUGGGGGUUUAGUUACAUUAUAUGAACAUACAUUGCAUAAGCCUGCCACAACGUCAAUGUACCCCAUUCUUUUCUUUUUUUUUUGCAGAUUUAAUUUUUUUUUUUUUGUUAUUGAUUUAAACAUAUAGACAUCAUACUAUUUCAUGAACAUAGAGAGAAAAGAAAAAACAAAAAAGACAUAUCAUAUGAAUGAUAAAUUACACAGAUACAUUUAGUCCAUACAUAAACAAUUGAAAUUUAUGUUGUUUAACAAAUUAUACUACUCAGGCCUGAUGUAUUUUAAAUUACUACCUAUGUAUUCAUAUAGCAGGAGAAAGUAUACAUUUUAGGUGGUUUUUAAAUUAAGUUUAUAGUACAGUUAAUUUUUCUAAGAUUAUUUCAGUCCAAGAUCAUUCUGCAAUAUUAUUCUACUGUUGCUCAUAUAUGAUUCACAUGACAAAACAAACACAAAAAAAAGAGAGAAAAUAUUUGGCUGGGGAGGACGAGAGAACAUCGCACCCAUCCUUAAUUGCUGAUAUACCUAUGAGAACAUUCUUCAAUAUAAACCGCCAGAGUCCAUUUAAAGAUCUAACUCGAUAGAGGUCUAAAAUUGAAUAGUAGAUAAAUAAUUUAGUGGUCUUCUUAUAUUGAUAUCGGAAGUUAUAAUAUUCACACCAAAUAUUAUUAUAGUGUAUAGUUAUUUUUUUCAUUAUACUUUGGUAAUUAGUUUGGGAUAUAAUUUCGGAAGAGCUAAGGCUUUCCUCGCUCUUCCAAUACCUGGUUAUACAGACCUUCGUUACCAUUAAACCAUGAACUGCCAAACAAAUUUCUAGUUUAGAUAGACAUGUGAGAUCAAUAUGGAAUAGAAACUUUUCAGGAGUUAAAUACAUAAUUUUUCAAUUCAAAUCUUUAAAGGGUUGCAACAAAAAUUUUUUUUUUUAUCCCAAUCAGUGAGGAACAAUCCCACCAUACAUGCUUUAUAGUUCCAAGAUCUUUAUUACAUCUCCAACACUGGUUAGAAUAAUUUAAAUUAAAGAUAAACCACAUUCUUCUAAUACAGUUGUCAUUAUCCUGCGGGCUAGUCUUGCUUUUUUGCUCCCCAUAAAAAGGCUUGAAAUAAUUUAGCAAAAAGAUUCAAAACUCUCUUCGGCACUCUUAGAGGUAACAUCUGAAAAAGGUAUUCCAGUUUGGCUACUAUAUAUGCUCUCAGCAUAUUCAAUCUACCCCUCCAAGAUAAUGUUAUAUUCCCUCUGGAUUUAAUUUGAUUUUGAAGGAUUUUAGUAUAGUACUUAUUUACCCAUGUAUUUAUAUCAAAGUUAAUCAUAGUUUCAAGAUAUUGAAUAAAUCGAGAAGACCAAUUGAAUCUAUAUUUUUGUUUAAGAAAAUUAUCUUGGGUUAAUGAAAGAUUACAAUGUACAGUGCCUUGCAAAAGUAUUCACCCCCCUUGGCAUUUUUUGUGUUGUGUUGCCUCACAACCUGGAAUUAACAUGGAUUGUUUGAGGAUUUGCAUCAUUUAAUUUACAGAAAAUGCCCACAACUUUGAAGAUGUUUUUUUUUUAUUAUUUUUUUGUGAAGCAAACAACUAAUAGGAUAAAAUAACAGAAAAAGUCAAUGUGCAUAACUAUUCACCCCUCUAAAGUCAAUACUUUGUAGAGCCACCUUUCACAGGUCCAAGUCGCUUUGGGUAAGUCUCUAUGAGCUUGCCGCAUCUUACCACUGGGAUUUGUGCUCAUUCAUCCUUGCAAAACUGCUCCAGCUCCUUCAAGUUGGAUGGUUUGCACUUGUGAACAGCAAUCUUUAAGUCUGACCACAGAUUUUCUAUUGGAUUGAGGUUUGGGCUUUGACUAGGCCAUUCCAACACAUUUACAUGUUUCCCCUAAAACCAUUCAAGUGUUGCUUUAGCAGUGUGUUUGGGGUCAUUGUCCUGCUGGAAGGUGAACCUCCGUCCUAGCCUCAAAUCACGCACAGAGUGGUACAGGUUUUGCUCAAGAAUAUCCCUGUAUUUAGCACCAUCCAUCUUUCCCUCUGUAAUGCACCGUUUUGCACACAAGAGGUUAAAAAACGUUUAGGCGAUAUUCCCCUUUACAGAUGCACGGACAGCUACUGCAAGCACCAAUCUCCCGAACUGCAAACUACACGAAUCCUCCAACUCCCGAACCGGAAACACACGAAUACUGGAAACAGCCGAACAGGAAAAGCAUACAAUCAGCUUACACUCCUGGCAAUCAGCAUACAAUCCAAUUCCCCCCAAGAACAAGACGACACUUUUUGAGGGUCAAGCUGAAUCUGGUUUACUGGGGCUACCUGCCGGGCUUUUAUGCAGGUCUCCCACCUGGUGGACACCCCCCUUAUGGUUAUGAUAGAUUUGAUGGUGCUCCUGGGGAUCAUCAAAGAUUUGGAUAUGUUUUUAUAACCUAACCCUGACCUUGGUCUUCAUGGCAGCGUUUGGUUAGUGGUGCCUCUUGCUUAGGUGUUGCAGCCUCUGGAGCCUUUCAAAAAAUGUGUGUAUAUGUAAUGACAGAUCAUGUGACACUCAGUUGCACACAGGUGGACAUCAUUUCACUAAUUAUGUGACUUCUAAAGGUAAUUGGUUGCACCAGAGCUUUUUAUGGACUUCAUAACAAAGGGGGUGAAUACAUACGCACAUGCCAAUUUUCUGUUUUCUAUUUCUAAAAAAUAGUUUGAUGUAUAUAUUUUUCUCAUUUCACUUCACCAACUUAGACUAUUGUGUUCUGAUCCAUCACAUACAAUUCAGAUUAAUAAAACAUUGAACUUAAGGCUGUAAUGUAACAAAAUAGGUAAGAAGUCAAGGGGGGUGAAUACUUUUGCAAGGCACUGUAUAAUCUGAGUUUUUUUGUAAAUUGAUUUUGUAAUUAGAAAGAUGAUUAAAGUCCUUAAUACAAUCCAUUGCUUUAGAAAUGGAAGUCUCUGGUUGAGUAAGAGUUAAAAUGUUGUUGUCUGUGAAUAGUUAUUUUUAGUUCACUGCCCCCCUUUACAAUUCCUGAACUAUUAACUGAUAGUCUAAUAUAUGCUGCUUAUAUAUGCUUCUAAAGGUUCGAUAGAAAGAACGCACAUCAGAGACGUCAAUGGGCACCCCUGAUGUGUACCGUUCUUUAUAUCAAACCAGUGUGAAUUCAAACCGUUACCAAAUACUUUAGAUUUAGGAUAUGUGUAGAGUGGCAUUGCUAGAUCUUUAAAGAUUCCUUCUAUUCCAAAAACUGUUAAAGUCUCAUCUAAAAAUGUCCAAUUCACUCCGUUGAAUGCCUUUUCAGCUUCGACGGCUAUGAAAACAGAUGACAAAUGAUCUUUAUUUAUCUUCAGUGUUAUAUUGGUGAUCUUUCGAAGGUUAUCACCCCCCAGAUCUUGCUUUUACAAACCCUGAUUGAUCAUUGUUAAUUACAUCAGGAAUAACUUUACGAAAUCUGGUUGCUAAAAUAUUUGAAAGAAUUUUUAUUUCCAAAUUUGUAAGCGAGAUCGGACGGUAACUAGUGAUAAAAUGGGGAUCUUUCCCUGGUUUGGGAAUGACCGAAAUUGUAGCUUUUAACAGAUCUAAAGAUAAUUUUUUAGAUGUGUUCAUUUCGGUAAAAAUUUACCAAGUCUAAAUUAGAGGUUCAAAAGUUUUAUAAAAAAGGGCAGUAAAGCCUGGGCCAGGAGCUUUUCCAUUAUUUAAAUUAUUUAUCACUAUCUUAAUCUCUUCAGUUGUUAUGCCUUUCUUUAAUUCUGCCAAUUUUUCAGAUUUUAUUAAAGUAAGGGAAAUUUUAUUUAAAAAUUAUUUUAGCUCUAUAUUUUAAACUUUAACUUCUGGUAAAUUAUAUAAGGAAGCAUAAUCAUUUUUUUUAUUAGUUUUUCCCCCCCAGAUUUAAGUUUUUUAGAAAGUAAUUUCGCUUGUUAUUGCUACUUUACCAAUUCUGAUUAAAAGAUAAAAUAUUUUUUAACUCUAUCUGUAAGUAGUUAAUGUAUCUGUAGUUGUGUUUUAUUUGAUUAGCUAAUAACCCAGAAGGAAAAUUAUAAUUAUACAGAAAAAGGAUUCUGAUUCCAAUCCUGCGCACUCGCUUACUCACUAAACAAUGAUUUCAAAUCUCACAUAUUGUAAGAGUUUUAUUUAAAAACACCUCACCUAGGCAAAAAAUGAUGGGGGUUUAGUUACAUUAUAUGAUCAUAAGCCUGCCACAACGUCAAUGUACCCCAUUCUUGGCCGUUCCUACUCUAGCAGCCUAAUGCCUGCCCUUAUGAGAUUAAUCCACUUACUUGGGAACCACUUCCUCCUGGGACUGUCUGCAGGUCAAGGAUAAAUAGGGCAGGCUAUUACUAUUACUAUUCAGCUGCCGAUUUGGUUAAUUCAAAGAGCAUGUGCUGAAAAGUGCUUUGAGACCCACUGGGAGAAAGGCGCUAUAUAAAUACUAGUUAUUAUAUUAUUAUUAUUAUUAUUAUUAUUAUUAUUAACCCCUUAAGGACUGGACUGUUUUUGCGAUGUUGUACAUUUGCGACCAGGAAUAUUUUUACACUUUUGUGGUGUUUGUGUUUGGCUGUAAUUUUCCGCUUUCUCAUUUACUGUUCCCAUACAAAUUAUAUAUUGUUUUUUUCAGGACAAAAAGGGCUUUCUUUACAUACCAUUAUUUAUAUAAUCUCAUGUAUUUUAAUUUUAAAAAAAUACAAAAAUCUGAUGAAAAAUUGAAAAAAAUACAUGUUUUUUGACUUUUACUUGAAAAAUCUUUUACUCAUCUACAAAAGCGAAUGAAAAAACUGCUAAAUAGAUUCAAAAUUUUGUCCUGAGUUUAAAAAUACCUAGUGUUUACGUGCUUUUUUGCUUUUUUUGCAUGUUAUAGGGCUAUAGGUACAAGUAGAAUAUUGCGGUUUCAAAACAUAAAUUUUUUAAAUUUAUCAAUAGUGACAUUGUAACACUAUUAUCUGUCAUAAAUCUCUGAAUAACACCCCACAUGUACAUAUUUUUUUUAAAGUAGACAACCCAGGGUAUUCAAUAUGGGGUAUGUCCAGUCUUUUUUAGUAGCCACUUAGUCGAAAACACUGGCCAAAGUAAGCAUUCAUAUUUGUUUGUGUGUGAAAAAAGUAAAAAAACUAAAUUGAACGCUAAUUUUGGCCAGUGUUUGUGACCAAGUGGUUACUAAAAAAGACUGGACAUACCCCAUUUGCAAUACCUUGGGUUGUCUUCUUUUGCAAAUGGUAUGCCAUCAUGGGGUAAUUCUCAUUCCUGGGCUACCAUACGCUCUCAAAGGCAACGUAACCAACCUGGCCAUUUUCAAUGUAAAAAUAUUUGACCCAUAUAUUUGACCUUGUAACUUUCAAAAAUGCUAUAAAACCUGUACAUGGGGGGUACUGUUUUACUCGGGAGACAUCGCUGAACACAAAUAUUAGUGUUUAAAAACUGGAAAACGUAUCACAACAAUUAUAUCAUCAGUAAAAGUGCUGUUUGUGUGUGAAAAAUGCAAAAAAAGUAACUUUCACUGACAAUAUCAUCGCUGUGAUAUGUUUUACUGUUGUGAAUCACUAAUAUUUGUGUUCAGCGAAGUCUCCCGAGUAAAACAGUACCCCCCAUGUACAGGUUUUAGGGUGUCAUAGAACGUUACAGGGUAAAAUACAGUGCUAGCAAAUUAAAUUCUCUGGAAUUUCGGCCUGGGUUGGCAGGCAGGUCCCUCAAAUUGCAAUCAAUAAAAUGACUGAAUUAUGUAAAAAUAUUACAUAAAUACGCACAUAGAAUUUAAAUAUAUAUGCAUAUUUAUAUAUUUGAAGUCUACGUGUAUAUUUAUAUAAUUAUUUAUGUAAUUUUGUAUAUGGACGUAUGUAUAUUUCUUAUUAUUUUUAUUUAUAUAUACAUAGAUAUAUAUACAAAUUCAUUCUAAGUGUAUUUUGAUAUAAAUAUAUAUAUAUUAAUUUUAAAAUACAGUUAGAAUAAAAUUUCAUAUAGCUAUAUAAUUUUUUUUUAAUUUUUUAUUAUUAUUUAAAAAAAAUUUAAUUUAAUUUAAAUUACUUAUUAUUUAUAUUUUAUAAUAAUAUAUAUAUACAAUAUAUAUAGUUAUUAUAUAUAUUAUAUAUAUACGUGUGUAAUUUAAUUAUAAGUGUAUUUUAUAUUAAUAUAAGUACAUAUUAAUAUAAAAAUACACUUAGUAUGACAUUAUAUAUAUAUGAUAUAUAGACAUAUAUUAUAUAGAUAUAAUAUAUGUCUAUAUAUCAUAUAUACACAUAUAUAAUUAUUUUAUUUUUUUUAAUUAACACUAACUUUAUUUUUUUUUUCUGAUUUUACACUAGCAGGGAGACUGACUGCCUGUCAGCACAGACAGUCCCCCUGCAGGCAGACAAAUGGACACCUAUUGUGACCAUGUGAUCGCUGUGUUAAGCGAUCACAUGGCCACAGGGGUCCAAAUCUGCCGUGGGGAGACUGUCUGGGCUGCAGGCAGUCUCCCCACAACCGGAGGAACACUGAUCGCCGCCGGGGGAACGACGGCGAUCAGGUAAGUACCCCCAGACCGUUAGGACGGUUCAGGACCGUCAUCGGUCCUCAAGGCAAAAAUGCCGAUGACGGUCCUGAACCGUCCUCGGUCCUUAAGGGGUUAAAGUUGCUGUUUAGUGUAUGAGUGAGUGUGCCGGAUCUUGUGUAUUGUAUAAAUCGUCCCCAGCAACACCCCAUUUAUGCAUGUUCAGGUGAGUGCAGCCCUCUGGUUUCAUAUAUUGGAAGGCCAUUUGGCCCGAAUUUGUGGGAGGAGUUAUGACCCUUAUUUAAACUCCUACCCUGCUACUUACCUUUGCCGUUCAAGCUGUUUGUCACUUCCAGUCCGUAGUUCCCGCCAAAAAUUCCAGUCUCCAGCAAGCAGUUUGGCGCCAGCAGCUCUCCUGCCUCCGACCUCCGUGCCCGCCAACCGGCUUCUAUCUGACAUCACUACCCAUUACCUGGCUUCCGGUCACGAGACCGGCACAUCCAUGAAAGCAUAAUAUGGGAACGUUCAGGCCUAAAAACGUGGAGAAAGGCUCCCUUCAUUAUAUUUACCCGUUUGUGCACAUUCACCGUUCGUGUACUUCUGCGUUUGUGCGGCUAACAGCUGACCGCAGAGUACACACACCUAACAGUAACAGCCGACCGCAAUAUAAAUGGCUUUUGUUUAGUCUUUCGUAUGCUCCAUUAACCAACUGCAGGUAUUUCUUUUCUGCUUACAGUCCUGGAGGGGACUCCAGUCCUUAUUGGGGUCCCUCAACUUCGCAAUGCGUAUCAUUCCACAGGGUAGGUCUUUUGUCUCUAGGCCACUUAAUUUUCUCCACGGGGUUCCCGACUCCUGCCCAAUCAUUCUGGACGAUGCAGCCAGGGCAGAUUUACACAUGUGAAGUAGAUUUUUGGCCGACUGGAAUGGGAUCUCUUUGUUCAUUCCCCCACUUUCAGAGUACUCACCUUCAAUUCACACAGACGCAGCAGCACACAGGGUUCGCAGCCAUUUUCGGCAACCACUGGUUUAGGGAUGACUGGCCCACUGAGACGGAUGCCUUGCUGGCCUUUAGAGAGACUUCUACAUUGUUUGAGUUCUACCCCACUGUGGCGGCCGCCCAUACAUGGGGUCAUCUCUGGACCAGCAAGGCAGUUAAAUCCUACUCUGACAACUCCGCAACUUUCGAUAUCAUUAACAAAGGUCGGUCAUCCUCGCUAACCAUUAUGAGGCUGAUUCGCAGGCUGACGGCUGACUUGGCUGGCAGCAACCUCUCAGUUCUAUCUAGUCUGCAUUCACAUUCCUGGUGUUCACAACACAGCCGCUGACGCUCUUUCACGCUCUCAAUUUAAGGUCUUCUUUCAGGCACUCCCUACGGCCCUCCACCUACUAUCCAGGAUACCACCAUUCCAUGAGCUAAUCCUGGACUAAGCACAGAAUUACACCACGCACAGGCACUCACGCUCCACGCAGUUCACCCAACUACACUAUCACUCACGCUAGGGCACUGAAUUUUGUAACAAGCUCACAAGCAGAGUUUUACUUGAAAGGAACAUUUACAGUAAAAAUAUGGUGAUUUUUGCCUCCUCCUUUCACCUACACCUUAAAGUUACUCUAUACCAGAAAUCUCUACCUUUACCAGCAUACGUCCUCACAACCACGUCCUCACAACCUGCCCUAAUCAUGAACCAUUCUUAAACCUCCUACUCUGACACUCCACUAUUACGUCUCCAAGGGCACCCACUCAUUAUCAGCCAAAUUCAUUAUUUCACGAUAGAACCGUACCAUCUAGGUUGAGCUACAACCUGGCUUCCUUCUCUGGUCACUCAUUUCGUAUAGGCGCUGCAUCAACUUCAAGCUCUUACACCCCAGUCCACAUCAUUUAGUGACCAGGACACAGGAAAUCCUCAAUUUAUUUACGUAUGUACCUCAACCAGAGAGGAAGCUCCAUCGAGCCUUUAGUACCCUCGCUGUAUAACUUGCAAUAAAGUGUGUUUACUUUGAAUCCUCUUUUGCCCUCUUUUUAUUACAGGCCUACUCGUACGUUGGUUUCAGGACACCUCAACCAACUUUGCUUCUCCAUCUACAUUCCAUUAUGUAUUAGAAAUUCGGAGCAGAAAUAAAUAUAUAUAUAAUAUAACAUAUUUUUUGCGUAUAUAAACUAAUCUCAGUGGAAUAUGUUAUACUCAUUAAUAAAAAUAGCAUUAUAUAGCUUGUCUUUCUAAAUAUCUAAAAUUGGAACAUUUGCUGGUAAUGCUUCCAUAUGUAUUUUCAUAAUCUCUAUUUGCAAACAGAACUUGCUUGAAUACUGGUACAUUUUAUACUGUUUUUUACAUUUUGAAGUUUUAAACUUUUUUGACAAGAACAGAGUUCUUUGGUGAACUGAAUACAUUAUGUCUCAAUCAUCAGAUUACAUUUUUCCAUGUUCACCAUAUUUAUCUUUACCCUCCAGAGUUUGCACCUUCCUGUGGAUUCACUGACAUUGUGUCUGUCUUUGCCAAUAAAGCUGGUUUGUCUGUUUGUUUUUCUCUCAUUGUCAUACACGCUCCCUUCAUACUAUACAUAAUUCUGUAACCACUAUUUCUUCUUUUUACAGGGUAAGAGUGGUCCAUUAGGUCCCGGUGGCAUUGUGGGGCCAACAGGUAAACUGGUGAGUAUUGCUGCUUCCUCUGUGUGCCCAAAACAGACCACAUUCUACUUCUGAUGCAGCAACACCUCUUACAGGGACCUGGAGCCAAUGAGAGCUUCCCACACAUUCUGCCAGAAUGAAGAUCUAGGAUUUGGUAUUAGGGCCCCCACCUCUCACCCAUGAGUGGAGGCCAGGUGAGGGGAUAAUAGGUCAACCCACCUUUAGUAAUUAUUUUAUAACCCUCACCUGUUACCCAUGGUUGGGGUCCAGGGUGGACUAGGUCCUCCCCCAUGAAUGUUUAAAGUAGUCCGCACCUGAUGUCUACGUAUUCCACUCCGUUAUUUCACAGGCCCCAACCCCAUGGGAUGAUACUUUUCUAGCAACAUGAUGUACGAUGGUCCACAGGUUCAACAAGAAGGAAGCAUAUUGAAGUUUUAAUGAACAUGGAACACAUAAAAAUAUGUUUUUGGCCCAAUGGCCUUGAUCAUGUAUAAAGGAUGCUGUGUACCUAAAAUAUCUAAAAUAAACAAAGCUUAGCGCAAAACACUGUAUAUUCAUGUGUAAAUGUGCCGUGUAAAAAUUGUACUUACAAACUUUACAUGAUUUCAAGCGCCUCAAGAGAUCUUCCCCUUAGAGUUAUGGCAAACCGAAACCCAUGGCUUCCUCUCCGCUUUCCGAACAGGAAUCAGGAUCCAGGUGGGUAGGUAUAAACUUAUUUAUAUUUGUUUAACAGACAGAAAUAAUAAUAACAAAUAGUCUCUGGCCCUACGUGUUUUUAUUCAAUUAGGAACUUCCCCCAGGACCAAAAUGAUAAAAUCACAAUAAAACAAUCUGCAAAAGAAAAAAAUCUGCCUGCCCAUCCCUUUAUUUCUCUCCCUUAAAUAGGACUAAUCCCAAUGCCUACAGGUGUUCCAGGGUGCGUUUCCCCCUAAUUCACCAACCUCUCUCAGACUCCAAAGGUGUUGAAAGACAAUCUCUAUCUUCUGUGCGAUUCCCUCCUUCUCUCACCAGCUGUUUGAGAUCUUUCCCCCGAAAACUUGCUUUUGUGUGCUACACCUACGAGUCUCCAGCGUUCCAUCAUUUUACAUGGUGGUUACUUCCGGUUUGCGUCUCACCGCGCACUUCUGUGCAUUCCACUGGUGGAUCGCAUCUUUAAAGUUCCAGGAGUUCGGAAUCUAAGUUCUCCAAAAUAUCAAUAAGGUGCUUGUACUUCUCUUAAUCUAGUAAAAGAGAAAUCUGUCAAUUUCAUUAUAAUCAACUUGUAUUACUCAAGUGCUUUUAAUUCCAAGACAUCUGGUACAAUGUAUUAAUCACUCCCUAUUUAUAAAGUGUAACAACAAAUGAAUCAUUUUACAUUACCAAAUAUAUAUAUAUAUAUAUAUUUAUUAGAAUUCUAUUUGAGGUCACCAACAGGGGCGUGAUUUUGGAAGGCUGUUAACAAAAGUUAAAUGUUUAAACCUUUUUUGGCACUAAUUGGUGGCACUAAUAACAGUUUAAAUACCUGUCAUUUUGGAGCCAAAAUUGAGAGCUCCUCCCAAGGAGGUGUUCAGUUACCACAGUAACCACAGAACAAAAACAGACUACAAUUUUGAAGUCAAAACACUUUUUUUUGGUGUGUUUACUAUGGUAACUGAACACACCUCCUUGGGAGGAGCUCUCAAUUUUGGCUCCAAAACGACCGGUAUUUAAACUGUUCUGUUGUACUUGCAUCCCUUAUACAUGAUUAUGGCCAUUGGGCCAAAACCUAUUUUUAUGUGUUCUACGUUCAUUAAAACUUCAAUAUGCAUCCUGUCUGAAUCCCAUACCUAUCCCCCGGAGUGCCACACCACAUUUAUUCUGUACGAUGAUCAUCUUAUGCUUCAAUGUUAUAUCCAUUGUUAUCAUACUAAUCUGCUGUCUUCACGUAUGAUUUGUUAAAUUUGGAUGGAUAAUUUAGGCUACAUAAUAUUGCUUUCAAAUCUGCAUUAUUUGCACAUGAAGUUUGAUGUACGUGCCCGGUGUACAUUGGACUGUAUGCCUGGUACAUAUAUGUGUGAUGGCUCCAUGGACCUCGUUUGUUACCCUAGUAUUUGAGGUUAAUUGCAGAAAGCAAAUCGUUCAUUUGAAUGAUGCAUGCAUUUUAUUUAUUUUAACUUGUGUUUGGCCUUAUGCUUAUUUUUAUUGAUAGUAAAAUGCUUUGAGAUCUGCUUUAGUAUUUAAUAAUUGCCAUGGACAUGGCAUGUGUCUAUUCCUCUGGAAUAAAUGGACAGUUAGAUUUUCUCUCUUUAUACAUGGCUGACAAUGGUUUUACAUUUUGUAUGAUAGCGGCAGCCAGUAAAAUUUAGCGUGUUGCAAAGUAACCUUAGCAUCACCUGUCAUUCACUAUGGUAGCAAAAAACACUCAGCUUGUAGGACUGUCCAGUAUGGAAACAGCUGGAUGUAGCGAACAUCUGUGAAUUCAAUUCUAAUGAAGAGUAUUCUCUGUAAAACUUAACGAGAGCACUGGAAAUGAGCCCUGUGGAAAUGUUCUGGUCAAGCACAACACACAGUAACUUUCGUGCCUUUCAAAUGAUGUUAUAAUAUCUCAGAAAAAACAUUAUUUUUAUCUCACUUAAUGAUUAUAGAUAAAGAGACAUUUAUUGAUCUCACUGAAUGCCAUUUGUUUCUUUUUUUCCUCAGGGAAAUAAAGGUGAAAAAGGUUCAAAAGGAACAAUGGUAAAAUUCCAACACCUUCAAUUCAUUCAUAAUCUAAUAACUGUGACUCCAAAUUAA
Messenger RNA from Pelobates cultripes (western spadefoot toad), 49009 nucleotides. NCBI's taxonomy places the organism in Eukaryota, Metazoa, Chordata, Amphibia, Anura, Pelobatidae. The record is from the annotation of a GenBank genome assembly.